Molecule: messenger RNA, 47330 nt
Organism: Bombyx mandarina (wild silkworm)
Lineage: Eukaryota; Metazoa; Arthropoda; Insecta; Lepidoptera; Bombycidae
Gene: Msp300
Product: Muscle-specific protein 300 kDa
Biological process (GO): nuclear migration
Cellular component (GO): meiotic nuclear membrane microtubule tethering complex; nuclear outer membrane; cytoplasm
Molecular function (GO): actin filament binding
Source: RefSeq, a predicted model, not a curated record
UACAACCAGAGCGACGACGCUGACGGAAUCCUCAUCAGAAACGAAGAGUACUUCCGUAACCAAGGCAAGGUCAUGCAGGUCGAGCACUGCCUUCAGAACUUGAAGAAGAUCUCCACUAGCUACACGCAUCAAACCAGAGACACCAGCCUCGAAGAAGCCGUCAAGAAAUGUGAACAGGAGUGGGAGAGUACUGUCCACCGUGUAGAAAACUUCAGACAGCAGUUGCAAAGGAUUCCAGCUAAAUGGGACGCGUAUAGAGAUAAGUUCCGGGAGAUGGAGCGAUGGAUGGAUCACGUUGACAAGACCAUGGACAGCAUCGUGAGGGAGGUUGAUUCAGCUGAAGCAUUCGAAAGAGAAAAGACUAUAUUCCAGAACAUUUGCCGUGAAGCGGAUAAGAAACGCGAAGACAUGAAAUGGCUCGUACAAACAUUAGACAUGCUCACCAAUCACUGUUCCGAGGUUGAAGCUCAAGAAGAACAGAUAAGACUUGAAAACCUCAUAGCGAGAUAUAAAAACUUAAUACCCACUAUAGAAAUUACAAUGAUCAAGACUGAAACUUACACACGAUGCUACACUUACCGUCGCGAGGUACACGAAGUUAUCUGCAUCCUUGAAAGUGCGAAAGAGCAGGCCAUGAUUGAGCCCGAACCUCAAACUCUGCAGCACGUGGAACAGCUUGUCCUAGAACAACAAACAGCUGUUCAGAAACUCGACCGUCAAAGACCGUCAGUUAUGUCCAUGCUUCAAAGAGGCAAGGAACUCAUCAAGGAUGCUAACGCUCCUGCUUUCGUUCGGGAAGAUGUCAGGACUCUUGAGACUGGCUGGAACACAGCCUACGAGACAUCCAAUGAUCGUCUUCAUAAACUUAAGGACACACAAAAAGUUUGGUCUAAUUAUGAAUAUCAAAAGGAAGAACUACUGUCAGAUUUGGACAAAAUCGAGAAUUACGUGGCUCAUCCUGGCCUCGAACUUGGUGUGACGAAUAUCGGACGUGAACUCCAAGAAACUAAAGUAUUAAGUGUCGACUUGGAGAAAGCAAAGACAGAGAAGCUGCCUCAAUUACAGCAAGCUUACUCUGAACUUCGAUCACUCACGGCCAAUAAACCGAAACCAGUUAUCGAAAAGGAUCUAGAAAAAAUUGAAUGUAAAUUGGAAAAAGUACAAGACGAAGUACAAACCAAAGUGGUUCAUUUGGAGAAAGUUAAUCAGGAAUGGGUUAAAAUUGAACACAAACUAGAACAUGUUCGGGAAUGGAUCAAAAAGGAAAGUCCCGCAUUGAUAUCUGAAAUUCGUUCAGAAAACAUAACACCCGAAGAAAAAGUGGAAAAGUCUCAGGCAUUACAGAAAAUAAUUUCAGAAAAACUUGAAACGAUCAAAGGUGUCGCUGACGAAGGCCAAAGGCUGGCAGUCGAACAUCGCAUACAAGACGCCACAAGACUUAAAGGCGAAAUCUCUGUUUUAGAAAAGAUGAUGGCUGAUCUACAAAGAUCUACAGAACAUCAAACGAAAGUAGUCGAACAUGACUUAGCCAGCUGGCAGAGAUAUCAGAAGGGCGUAGUAGAAAUCAAACCAUGGAUCGAAGAAGCUGAAAUUAAACUGGGUAACGUACCUAAACCUAGCACUUUACCCGAAGCUCAGCAAUUGCAACAGCAAUCCAGAGCACUAAUCUCGGAUUGUGACAAGCAACUGACUAAUUUGCAAAUUCUAUCCAGUGUCAGUCACCAAUUAUCAGGAAAGACAAGUGCACCAGAUGAAGUUGACGCAAUUCAUUCUCGUUGGGCCGUUGUCCAUGAUCUUGCUGAUCAAUGGCAUAACAAGCUUGAUAAACUCGUUACCAACUGGGAGAAUUUCGAACGCGAAGCUCAAAAAUUAGAAACUUGGAUUGAAAACGGUGAAAAACUUCUAAGCAGUCGAAGCGUGUCGAUCGACACUCCACAAGUGGAAAAACUUGAUCGGGAAUUAAAUAAGCUAAAGUCAUUUGGUAAUGAGAUUUCUCAGCAACAAGCUAAAAUUAUCAGUCUUUCUCAAACUUGCGAUAACAUCUGUCACAAUAUUCAGCCUGAAGGCGCCACUGUUUUGAAAAACAAAGUGGCCGAUAUCAAACAACGUACAAACAACAUAGCAGAAACUGUCAGGACUAAAGUAAAUGAGCUAUCAGACAAAAUCAUUAUCCGACAGGAAUUCAUGACCAAACUUCAUAGCUUUGAUAAUUGGAUUACUGAUUUUCGAAGGAAAACAGAAAGCUACGAUCAGAUCGGCGCUGAUAAAGUGGAACCCACUCUGCAGUCCAUGCACGUUCUUUUGCAAGAACACGCUGCCAAGGAGCCAGAGUUCAAUGAAAUUUACAAUGAAAUCAAGAAUAUGACUCUUGCAUCUCAUCCAGAUGAAUCGAGGUCACUAAGUGAGACAUACUCGAACAUUGCACAACACUAUCAAAUAAUUGAAAACAAUAUACAGCAGAACAAGGGCAUUUUACAAAAAUGGUCGGAACUUCUUAAUUGGUACGAUGACACUAAGCAACAAUUGGGCCAUGUCCAAUACCAAAUUGAAGGACCGAAGCUAGCAUCAGAGAAAUAUGAAGUUUUAAGACAAGAGCUCGUAAAUGUUAUUACGAAAAUUCCCGAAUGGAAGAGCAAUGUUGCUUUAUUAGACGGCCCAUCGAAAGUAAAAGUAACAGAUCAAAAUACAGGCAGAAUUAUGUCACCAACGAGCUUAGUUAAAGAAAUAGAGACGAAAGCCGAAGCACUAUUAAAUCAAGUUACAACAAAAAGAGAUUUAGUUCAAAAAGUUGGAGCACGUUGGGACAAAUUCAAUAUUCAGCAUAACGCACUUCAAGAAGUGUUACAUAAUGUUCAAUCCGUCCUUAGUGAAAUGGCACAAAAACUAAUGCCAUUGACCGAAGCAACUAUUCAAGAUAUGACAGAACAGUUAGACAAAGUUGAUUCUGAAUUAAAAGAAAAACAAUCAGUGAGAAAAGAACUAAGAGAAGAGGGCUUGCAUCUAAUGAGAGAGGACCAACCCAAUAUGGGUACUAUUCAAAAUGCUCUAGCUACAGCUGAUCACAAUUGGGAUCAAGUUGUAAAUGUAGUUCGAGACACUAAAAACAAGUACAUAUUGUUAUCAUCAACUUUGCAAGAAUUGAAAAACUUUACUGUCGCUUUUGACAGAGAAUUCAACAGAGCUGAGCAACUUUACAAUGAAUGUAAAGAUGCACCCAACGAUUAUGUUGAGACCGCACAAUCACUAGACAGAGCAAAGAAAUCUUACGAAAUCCUUAAGAGAUCUAAAGGUUUGCUAGAUCAAAUGGAAGUCAUUAAACAGUCGGUGCUUCAACAGGCCUCAAGUUUAGGUGGCUUUGAUACAACCCCGUUAGAAGAGGCAUUUACACACUCACAAAAUAAGUGGGAGAAAAUGAAUGAUGCUGCGAUUAAAAGGAUACAAGACCUUGAAUCUCAACUUUUGGUUUGGAGACAAAUUGAUGAUACCAAGAACCAAGUGGUCACAUGGUUAAGCGAAACUGGGCAAAAUUUGGCUAAUGCAUGUGAUAAUUUGGAAAUAAGAUUCGGCCAAAGCCAUCUUACAAAAUACAAGGAGGAACUACCUUUGUACCAAGGACUGAAGAAUAGCAUCAAAGCUAAAUGCGAACAAAUAACAAACUUGAACAAAAACAUUCCAGCAGGUCAAGUUAACUCUAUUAUUGAUUACCUAGACAACGAAUUCGUAGCAUUGCAGUCGCUAGCAGACAAUUUAGAAAGUGCUCUGUCUUCUCUGGAAAGUAAAGAAACAAAACUUAAAGAUAAAAUAAAACAAUUGUCUGAUAAAAUCAGUAAAGUUCGUGAUGAUAUCAUAAAAUGUGAUGAUAUGACUGGUGAUAAUGCGAAAAUAUUAGACAGGUUGAAAAAAUGUCAGAUUUGUAAAGGACAACUUCAAGAAUUGAAUGACGAAAUUGAUAAUCUAAGUCAAAAUGUGUCUGAACUAAACGACAAUUAUCCUGGCUUCUAUGAAUCAUUAGUACCAAAGGAAUUAAGUACGCUACAAAAAAGAUUUGAAAGCGUACUCGUACAUGCCAAUAAAACAGAAAUUACCUUACUGACGUUCUUACAAAAAUCAUUUACAGACAAGCUCGCUAUGUUCAACAGAAACCUAAAAAUUCUAGACGAUAAAACCAGGUGGUGUAUGCCUGAUGUCAGUAGCGAUAAAUAUAAUCUGGAAGUUAAAAAUGCUGCAUUAGCUGACGUCGAAAGUGGAAUUGCUGAAUGUAAAUCUAAAGUAAGUGAGCUUAAAGAAGCCAGUGACAUAUUAAAAAUAGUAGCGGAGCCUGCGUGUGCACAAGAAGCUGCUCAACAAACGGAAAAAGCCAAGAAAAAUCUCGAAGUCCUCUCCGCUAACUGCGAUGAAAUCAAAAACAGACUUAAGGAAAAUAUUGAAGCCUGGCAAGACUAUGAAAACCUAAUGGAAUCAGUUUCAGAAUGGUUAAAGGAAAAAGAAAACAAAAUGAGACUAGAAGCUGCAAAUCUCGUAGAAUUAAACGAAGUUGACAGUAAAAUUGCUGAAACAGAAAAAAUCAACACAGAAAUUAAAAACUACAGCAAGCAAAUAUCAAAGUUAACCGAAACCGGUGAUAAAAUACUUGCACGAAAUCCUGAUUCUCGAAUAUUACAAUACAUUAAUCACUUGGCUACAAGAUACCAAGCCAUAGCACGAUUCAUGGACAGUCAUCUCAACAGACUUAAAGAAUCUAAAGAUAAUAAGGAUAAGUAUAAUAAAUCAGUAACAGAUUUUAAAAACUGGCUUCAAGAUGCCAACGCUCGUAUAAAAGAUUUAGCAGUCAUGAGCAAACACGCAAAACCAACCUCUGCUGACUUACAACAAGUCAAGAAGUUAAGUGAAAAUAAGGAUGUCGGCCAAAAGUUGCUCAAUAGUGCUAUUGAGUCAGGUGAAGCUCUAUUCAGCGGCAUCACUCCUGAAGGACGUGAACAAAUCCGCAAUGAAUUAAGAACACUGAGAGAUUAUUUCGAAGAUUCCGUUGAUUCUCUGAACAAUGUCAUCAAAGAUAUUGAAACUACAAUAAACAAGAGAUCGUCGUUCGACGAUACAUUUAAUCAAGUUCAAAAAUGGAUAAGCGAAAAAGAAAAUGAGUUGGGAGAGUUUAAACUCUGUCCCACUCUGCCAGAAAAGAAGGCGCAACUUCAUUCUAAUAAAAUACUACAUCAAGAAGUGGAACUCCAUGAAUCUAUGUUAAUUCAGCUGACUGAGAAAUUGAAGCUGAUGCCAGACGAAGAAUCAGAAAAGAGUCUUAACAAGAUUGUUGAACGAUACAGAAACACGGCUAAAGAACUAGAAAAAAGAGUUUUAACAACACAAGGACAUGUCGCUGCUCACGAAAGAUAUGUACAAAUGUUUGAAGAUGUACGUGAUCGUCUUAAUCACAUUUUAGCCGAAAGCAGCAUGUUAAAUUAUGGGGUGGUCUCUCAAAAAGAAGAUGCAGAUGCUAAAAUUGCUGCCAUCGAGAAAGUGACAGCCAAAACUAAAGAUAUAGAAUCUGUAUUGGGAGGACUUAAGUCCCAAUUAGAUACAGUUUUAGAAACCACAAGCGUAAAUGGUCAUCCAGUUCUGAUCAAUGAAUAUGAACAACUAAAAACAACAUGGAAUCAAUUUUCUAAACAAUGCAAAGAGCAAAAUAAGAAAUUAAAGGAAACUCUAAAACAAUGGACUGAGAAUCAAAAGACACUGGAUGAGCUUGAAGAGUGGUUAAAGGUUAAAGAAAACCAAGUGAGAGAUCAAAGCCUCAAAAGUAAUCUGGAAGCUAAAGUUGCUCACCUACAGAAAGUCAAAGAAUUACAAGCAGAACUCGGAUCUAAAAGCGCUGAUUUUGCUGCUUUGACUGACACUAAACAAACUGUAGCAAAUGAAUCUGAUCUCACAAAUAAAACGUCAAAAUUGGCUACUAGAUAUCAUACUCUAAGCAAUCUCGUUAAUGAAAUAAUAUCGAAAUAUGAGGUAUUUGUAUCAGAACAUCAAGCUUUUGAAAAUGAAUAUAAUGGAAUGGAAUCUUGGCUCAAUAAUAUGCUAGGUGACCUCCAAGACUUAAACGAAAUAGUAGGGGACUAUGCAGUUCUACAAGAAAAACAAAAUAAGGCAAAAGAGCUUUAUGAAACACGUAAUAAGAAGACUCCUACUUUUGAAGAAUUCUUAAGCUUAGGAGAAAAACUUUACACUCAUACAAGUCCGGAUGGUAGAGAAGUGAUCCGCCAAAAGAUUCGCAAAAUAAGAACGCUGUGGGACAGCUUCGGUGACAGUUUCCAUGAGACCGUUAACAAGCUGGAUCAAUGUCUUCUUCAAUUUUCUGACUUUUCCUUAGCACAGGAACAGCUCACGAAAUGGUUGAAAGAUGUCGAACGUGCUAUGCAGCGUCACACUGAAUUGAAGGCCUCUUUAGAAGAAAAGAAAGCGCAAUUGCAGAAUCACAAAAUCAUGCAUCAAGAAAUAAUGACACAUCAACAGUUAGUCGAGUCUGUCUGUGAUAAAGCGCAACAGCUUGUUGAUCAGACACACGACGCUUCUUUGAACGUGUACUUGCAAUCUAUCAAACAACUGUUCCAAAACAUUGUGACUAAAUCGCAAAAUCUACAAGAUAACUUAGAAGAUUGCGUUAAAAGGCAUGAAGAUUUGGUACGUCUUAUACAGCAGUAUAAAGAAUGGCUGGGUUCACAAUCUGAGAAACUGAUUGACAUCGAAAAUGCGACUGGAGAAAAGCCUGAAAUAAUAAGGAAAUUGCAAACUGCUGUAGCAUUGAAGGAAAUAGAAAAAAUCGGUUCCAGCAAACUAGAUGACAUCCGAUCGGCAUUUUCAGCUGUGAGCAAAAGUACCUCUGAGGCUGGAAACACUGCCAUUAAAUCGGAAAUAGACAACCUACAUGACCAACUACGAAAUGCUGUACAAAGCAUUGGGUUAUCUGAACAAAAACUAAAGAACACAUUGGAAAUUUGGAAUAAAUUUGAUUCAUCAAUCGAAUCCAUUACUGAGUGGUUGAAGGAAAUGGAAACUAAAUGUCGAGAUCAAAGUCUCUGCUCAACAUUGCAGGAAAAGGAAGAACAAUUAAAACGAUACGUAGAUCUGCGCAAUGAGAUUAACAACAAGGAAAAAGAGAUGGAUGCAUUCGUUGACGAAUCACAUAGCUUAAUUCAAAUGAGUGGUGUUGAGCGCCUGAAGCCACUGGUCACGCAAGUUAGCAGCCGUUAUCAACAACUACACUUAAUUUCUAAAGAAAUCGUCACACAUUGGUCAGAGCUAGUUACCGAUCACAAGAAGUACGUUCAGUCACGUAACGAAUUCGAUGCUUGGCUUAAACCUUUAGAAGAACAACUUUCUCAAAUGGUUACGAAAGAAGACAAAAUGAGCAUAGAAAGCAAAGGCAAUAAGCUUCAAGUAUUCUUGUUGGAAAGAGAUAACGGUGAACACAAGAUAGGUGCUUUGACUACAGCAGGUGAUAAAGUACUACCCGAAACAGCAGCUAAUGGCAGGGAAAAUAUUCGUGGUGAAAUCAGGGCAUUACGUGAGAGAUGGGAUAAAUUUAACGAUGCUAUACAACAACAACAAAAAGAAUACGAAUCUCAAACGCUACAGUGGUCAAGCUACCAAGAUGUGCUUCAACAGACGCUUUCUUGGUUAGAUGAAAAAGAAAAGAUUGUUGACGCCGAAGAAAAAGCAAUCCUCAACUCAGCCCAAGAAAUCAAAUCAAAGCUACUCAAGAACAAAACUUUGCUUCAAGAAAUUGGAUCGCACAAACGAGUCAUUGAAACAGUCACAGAAAAAGCAAAAAGUGUGGCUGCUAGUUUGCAUUCGGGCAAAGCAGAAAGUGACGAAAUGACAAAAAUAAUUAAAUCAGUAUGGGACAGAUACAAUGCUUUAACAAACAGACUUACGGCUAUAAUCGAUAAGCACGAAGGAACCUUCGAAAUUUACCAGCAAUUUGUGGAUCAACAAAAGUCUCUGCAAGAAUACCAAAAGAAUUUAUGGGAUCGUUUGCAUCUCCUAUCUGAUUUCACAGGUAACAAAGCAGCUUUGCAGAGUAAAUUAUCUAAAAUUCAAGAACUUUUAGACGCUAUUCCAACCGGCAAUAACAAACUGAAGAUUCUGUCCGAUUUGAUUGAAAAUAAUAGUUCUAAGCUGUCACCGAGAGGCAAAGAAGGUAUGUCCCGCGAGCUCGGUCUUCUGAAGGCCGAUUUGGAAAAAUUCACUGCCACAGUACAUGAAGUAAGACGUGGUAUUGAAGACAAGAUUCAGCAGUGGAUUGAAUUUGACAGUGCCAACGAUCGUCUUCAACGUUGGCUGAGUGACACUGAAAUGACUUUGAAAACGUACACACCCAAAGCAACACUUGAAGAGAAAGUUGAUCAACUAAAUAAAUAUCAGGAUUUGUGUAAAGCGAUUGAAAUUCACGAAAACGAUUUGAGCCCUGUCAUUGUUUUGGGUGAAGCGUUGGAUCAAGCUAUAUUAGCUAAUCUAAAGAAGACCGAAAAUGACGUUGAUAAAUUGACGGAUGAGUUCAGUGACCUCAUUGAAAACUGCAAUGAUACAAGAAUUACGAUGAAUUUACAACAAAUGACGUCACGAUUCCAAUCCGUACAAUCGACCGCGAAGGAGCUGGUCAAGAAAUGUGAACAAGCCGUCAACGAUCACAACGCUUAUCAAGAAAAAUACAAUCAGUGUGUUGCUUGGUUGAAAGCCGCUCAACAAAAGUUCAACGAAUGCAAUGAAAACUUAUCUAAUACACCUGAAGGUAUUAGUGCUAAAAGGGAAAGCCUCAAUGAUUUGUUAAGUCAAAGAAGAAAUGCUACUCUCUUGGUUAACAAUACUUCUGAAUUAGGAGAGAAGCUAUACCCAUCAACUUCCCCUGAAGGUAAGGAAAUCAUCGAGCAACAACUGCAAGAGAUUCAACAAGCCAUUGAUAAUCUGUACGACAACAUUACAAAGGCCGAGAGGGACUUGGAUUCCGAAUUGAACAAAUGGUCAUCAUUCGAAGACAACUUGAAAGCGGUUAAACAAUGGUUGACUCUAGCCGAAAAGAAUUUGCCAAAAGAAAUUGAAUUGAAAGCAACGUUGGAUGAGAAACGAAAUCAACUGAAUGUUUAUAGAACGUUUUUGCAAGACGCCAUUGCUCACCAGCAAGAUAUAGCUGAUCUUGAAGCUCGCAUGCAAAACCUGCCUGAUGUUAGCAAAAAUAUAACCAAAGAAAUCAACCAGCUUAAACAGAGACAUGAGACUGUUCUAAAACGAGCUAAGUCUUUCGUUGAACAAUAUGAAGCAAUCGUCAACAACCACCAACAGUACACUAAAGCUGUCAAAGAUCUAGAAGAAUGGGUGGAGGCAACUCACAACACUGCCCAGCUGUGGGGUGACGUUAACUUAGAGCGCGUGGCUUUGAGCAGCAAUUGUGAAAAACUAAAAUCAUUACAAGUCAGCUUACCAGAAGAAAAGAGUCGUAUUGACAAGAUCCGAUCGUUGGGUGAAAAAGUACUUCCAGGUACAAUAACCAACGGCCAAGCGAAUAUUAGAAAUCAAGUAGACGCUUCUCAUCAAGAAUGGGAAGGACUUGUAUCUUUUAUCAACAAGACUAUCGAGGCGUUGGAAAAUAAGAUACAGCAAUGGAAUGAAUAUGAGAAUAUGAAAGACCAAUGUUUGACAUGGAUACGAAACACUGAUACGCAAAUUCACGCCGUAGAUUUGAAGGCAACUUUGCCUGAGAAACAAGAACAGUUCAAGAAAUUCCAAGAACUUCAAGGUGAAGUUAGAGCCAAGGAAUUAGAAAUUGACAAUAUCACUGAAAAAGCACAAAAUCUGUAUACCGGAGUAUUGGGACCACGUGGCUCUCAAAUAUCUGACUUAUCGGUGAAAUAUCAAACACUGUCACAGAAAGUAAAAGAUCUGACUAACAGAUGGCAGCAGUAUGUUAAGACACAUCAAGAAUUCUCGAGUAACGUAACCGAAUGCUCGCAGUGGAUAGAAGAAUUGAGAGACAAAUUAGACUUCUGUGCCGACUUAAGUUCAUGUUCUCAAGAUGACUUAGAAACCAAACUUGUCCUGAUUCAAAAUCUAUUACUAACGAAGGACGAAGGAUUUACUAAAGUACAGUCAUUGGUUGAGUUAGCACAGAAUGUAUUGGCUAAUACUGCCCCAGCCGGACAUGAAGCUAUCAACAAUUCUCUUGUUGCACUACAAGAACAAUGGUCUGCUUUACUCUCGAGAAUGAUUGAAACCAAAAACAUUCUAGAUGAUUCCGUAACGAAAUGGGCUGGAUUCUUGGAACAAAUACAACUUAUCGAAAAAAGCAACACCUGGCUUGAAAAUAUGCUAGCCGAAUUAACACCGUUUGAAUCUUCUAUGUCUGAUAAACGGGCACAACUAGAGAAACUUAAAGAAGUUGAAGAGAAAGCAAGAUGUGAUCGAAUAGAUGUCGAUACACUGAAAGCUAAAGCUGCUGAAAUGCUUGCCAGUGGACAGCAAAAUCAAGUCGCUUCUAAAGCUCAAGAAACAUUGAACAAAUUUGACAGUCUUUAUGAUAAGAUUAAAAAACUUUUAGCCGACCGUGAAGAGCAAUACAAAGAUCACAGGCUCUACAAAGAAGCUCAUGACGAAUUAAUACAGUGGUUAAGCAGAGCAAGGGAAAAGGUACCAUCAUUAAAAUCCAAACCACUUAGUGACAAGCUAGCGAUUGAAAACUCUGUAGCACCUCUUGAUGCUCUGAUUAACAAGCAAGCCCAAGGAGAGCUAUUACUCGAACACCUCCAGCAUACUGGAGAAGUUGUGCUCGCCAGUACAUCACCACAAGGACAAACUGUCAUCAAGAAUGAAAUGAAGGCCCUCAAAGAGAGCUUCGAUGAUCUCUUCAACGAAAUCAAAAAACAAAAAAGUCAACUCGAAGAGACAGUUAAUCAAUGGCGCGAAUACAAGGAUGAGUAUGAAAGAUUGUCAGACUGGCUAGCUCAAAAAGAAAUUCUUAUAAAGAACCACAAGCUAGCUCUGCUUGGUACAGCUAAAGAAAAGGGAGCGCAGGUAAAUGAAGUUCAAGAAAUAGUUCACCAAUUGAAUAAGGGUAAAGAAGACAUCGAAAAUUUCAACGCUUCAGCUUCUGGGUUGCUUGCUUCUCAUCUUGACACAUACGUUAAUAACCAAUUGAGGCACCUCAAUUCAAGGUAUCAAGUACUUGUUAAUAUGGCCAACGACGUCCUAAAGAAAGUGGAAACUAAUUACGAACAACACCAGAAUUAUGAUGAUAACUAUUCCAAGACUAAGAAGUGGAUUGAUGAUGCCUGGGAUAUCAUACGUAGUGGAAGCGAAGCAGGUAGCGACAGUAGCAAAGAGGCAUUGCAGAAACGACUCAAUAAAAUCGAAGACUUAUUGAAGCGCAGAGAAGAAGGUCAAAAUCUUGUACAUGCCACCGUGAACAGUGGGGAAAAAGUCCUUAGGAACACUAGAUCUGACGGCAAAGACAGAAUCAAUACAGAGAUCAAAGAACUACAAAACGAAUGGGAUCGCCUUGUCAAGAAGAUGACAACAGCUAAAGUACACCUUGAGACUUCUUUACUCCAAUGGGCCGAUUACAGUUCCAGUUAUUCACAAUUACAGCAAUGGAUCUCAGAUAGAGAAGCCAAACUACAAGAAGUGUGUGAACAAAAGGUCGCUAAAUCUAAAAAGGGACAAGAUCGUCUCGCCGGCUUGACAACGGGCCUUAGUUUAGGUGAAAGAAAAGCGACCCUCCGUCAAACAAACAAUAUUGUGCAAGAUAUAGUUUCGUUUGAGCCCAUGAUUCAGUCUGUAACUUCUAAGGCUUCGGAACUUAUGCAACAGGCUCCGGCGUCCGAGAUUACCAGCAAAUACGAAACGCUAUCGAAACAAGCUAAGGACUUGUACGAAAAACAAAGAGAGACAGUAGAACAGCACCAAGCGUUUAUAGAUGCUGGCUCAGACUUCGUCCAAUGGAUAAGGGCCGCUAAAGAAAGACUCAGUAAGUGUUCUGAAGCCACCGGAGACAAGGAGUCACUGAGCAGCAAGAUUUCACAGCUUAAAGUAUUGGAAAGCGAACUGCCCGAAGGCCAGGCUAAACUGCAGAAAGCACUAGAACAAGGGGAGAUAUCUUGCGGCUUAGCUGACGAUGAUGACCGAGAAGACAUCGAAGAGGAAGUGGCUCUUAUGCAAGAAGAGUACGAUACCUAUGUCGAACAACUAAACAACACGAAAGCACUGAUCGAAGGAGGUAUCGUGAAAUGGACAGAGUACGAGGAGCAGUAUAAGGAAGCCUUAGAUUGGUUGUCGAAGACUGAAAAACUAGUUCAAUCAUUCAACAAACUGCAGAAUAAUUUGGAACAGAAGAAGGUCGUCCUUGAAGAGUUCCAGGGACACUUACAAACACUGUUUGACUGGCAAGCCGAGCUGGAUAAGCUGAAUGUUCGAGCUCAAACACUAUUGGAAACCUGCGCUGACACGAGAAUCUCAAACGGGAUCACCCAGCUUACAACCAAAUACAAUGCAUUAUUGUCUUUAGCCAAGGAAGUCAUGAAGAGAUUGGAACUUCAUUAUCAGGAACAUCAACAACAUAACGCCCUGUACAGUGAAUGCCAAGAUUGGCUGGACAGAACACGCGACAAACUCAACCAAUGCGCCGAAAUACCGAACACACUCCAAGAAGUUAACAACAAAUUGAAUACCGUAAAACUCUUGCGCCAAUCUUUGGAGCAAGGCCAGAAUAAGUUGAGAUAUCUCCUAGAGUUAAAGGAGAAGGUAAUAAUGAACACGGAACAAGCAGGAGCAGCGAAGAUACAAGAAGACACCGAUAGUCUGAAAGUGGAAUUCGAUAAACUCAUCGCUGAUUUGCAAGAUGUGCGCAAUAAAUUGACAAGUAGAGCAGCGCAAUUUGAUGACAUUUCAAAGAUCCACAAGCUCUUAGUUGAAUGGUUGGAUGACAUCGACCAAAAGAUACAAUCCGACGACUCACUACUCAACGACCUGUCUGAGAAGAAAGCUAAGCUAGAGAAAUUCAGGACCUUCAGUAGAGACAUUGAAUCUCACAGUGAUCUGGUUAAGAAAAUAAACGAGAAACUUCAAGAGGACGCUUCGCUUAAAUCUAAAGACAUUGAGGAUACAUUGAAACGAUAUGAUGACAUUAAAAAAACAGUCAGCGAAAUGAUCGCGAAAUUGGAAGAUUACGUCAACUCUCACAUACAAUACAAGGAAUCUUACGACGACUUCUACGAUUGGAUCCGCAAUUGUAAGAUCGAAAUUCAACAAUGUUCCGACUCGCACGGCGAGAAGGAUUCCGUACAAAAGAAACUUAACAAAGUCAAGAAGAUCAUCGAAGCUUUACCUAAAGGAGAAGCAUUAUUGCAAAAAGCGAUUAAGCUUAGCGAGGCAGUUCUUGAAACGACUGGUAACGAAGGCAAGGACAGCAUUAAUCAAGAGAUUAAACAACUGAAGAUCGAAUGGGAAAACCUGCAACAGAUUUGCAAGGACACCAAGAAGCUACUUGAAAAGUGUUUGUCCGCUUGGUCUGAUUAUUUGGAGACGUCGGAGAAGAUGAGCAAGUGGGUAAAAGAGUUUGAUGGGAAGCUGAAGACUGUUGAAAAAGUGGAUAAGAUCACACCUGAACAUCUGGAGAAAUGUCGGGAAUUACUUUCCGAGGCACUUGGCCAUAAGCACGUUCUAGAAGAACUUAACGACAGAUGUGAAAAUUUGAUGGAACAAAGUGCUUGUGCUUGGGUUCGAGACAAAACAGUGAACCUUCAAACCGAAUACACUACUCUACUCACCAAAAUUCAAGGUCUCGUUUCGAAUGGAGAGAAAAACCUUUCUGAUCACACGGAAUUUAUCAAAGCAAAGGAAGAUCUACAGAAAUGGCUGGAGACAGCUCAUGGAACUGUUCAUGAUUCAAUUGGAGUUGGUGAUAUCGAAACCACGAAAGACAAACUUGAGACUGUCAAGCUUGUUAAUAACAGAAUGACUGAAGGCCAUCAUCUGCUAGUUGUCUUACAAGAAGCUUUCAAGAAAGCCCUUAACAACACCCCUCCAGAAGAACAAGAUGGUCUGCGAGACGACGUCAAAAUUCUCCAAGAGAGCUGGGAUCAAUUAAAAAUUGACCUCAACUCUAUUACAGCACAGCUCAAAGCUGCUAUCGGUAAAUGGGAAGAUUUCGAAGAAAGUAAAAAUAAAAUUAAUAACUGGAUUAAAGACACCGAGCAGAAUUUGGACAAAGUACCUCCCACUGGCGGUGAAUUAGGUGAAAUGAAGACUUUGCUAGAGAAAUACAAACACAUUGAAGAAGAGAUCGAUAAUAAAAAACCAGAAUUACAAAGGCUUAAAGACGAGGCCGCUGAACUCAGUGGCUGGGCCAAGAAGCCUGCCGUUAAAGACUCUGUAACAGAAAUCGAGAAGAAAUGUGAAGCUCUACGAACUAAAUGCGCAGCAAAGAAAGCGGAGCUAGAGAAUGAAAUCAAAGACUACAACCAAUACCACCAGUCGCUGCAAGAUACCGAAAAAUGGCUGUUACAAAUCUCUUUCCAACUUAUGGCCCACAAUUCUUUAUACAUUGCUAACAGAGAACAAACGGAGGAACAGCUGGCCCAGCACGCCGUGUUACUAGAUGAUAUCCAAAAGUACAGGUCGACCCUUGAUGAGCUGGAAGGCAAGGGUCGCGCUCAGAUCGAGCGUUAUGAAGCUACUACUCCGGCUAUUCGUGACACAGUUGGAAAACAACUAAAGAAUGUUAACGACAGCCACAAGUCCUUACUCGCCACAGCGCUACAGAUCGAGAGGCGUCUCAGGGAAGGAUUGGCGAAAUUCAAGGAAUAUGAGGACACAUUGGAGAGCAUUUUGAACAAUUUGGACGAAUGCGAACCGGCCAUUACGGAGUUGGACGUGCCCGUUGAUGGACUAUCUCACGGAAGGGAUUUGCUUGACAAAGCCAGGACUCUCCACAAUCGUCUCCAAACCGAGAAGAGUCGUCUAUCCGCAGCGGUGGCAGCAUGCUCUGCUGCAGCCGCCUCCGUGUCCCGACCCUCGUCUCCGGCCGAUACCGCACCGCUGCCCAUUCCUCCAAGAGAGCUCCACGUAAGAGCUCGUCUGGAGGAUCUCAUUGACCAGGUCCAAAGCCACCUGGAGACUCUUGGAGACGCAGUUCACGGCAUGGAAGAAGCCAUGAAACAGGUCCUUGAAAUCCAAGAAUGGAUUAACAUUCACAACGCCCUCGCCCGUGAUUGGCUCGCCAAUCCCUCCAAAUUGAGGCCCGAAGCAGCCAAACAAGACAUGGCGGCAAUGAGUGACGCCCUAGUGUCACUUGGCGAGAAGAGAAACAGAUUGCUCACCGAAAUUCCUACUGAGGGUCUUGAAGAUGAAAUCAAUUUGGAAGAGGAGCUUGACGAUCUGGAAGAAGCUAUAGGUAAAGCUAUUGAGCGCGAAAAGGCGAACCAAGGCACCAUCGACGAUUUCCGUCACAAGUGUCAAGAGAUCCACGACUGGUUUGAUUCGGUUCUGAAGAAGAUGUGCCUGGCCGACAAAGGAUCUGGUCUGCCUUGUCCUCAGAAACUAGUUGCUCUAAACGAGCUGUCAUCAGAGUUCGGACAAGCCGGAAAAGAGAAAGUGGAUAAUAUAAAGGUUGUCGGAACUCUUGUCAUCAACAUCGUCAGCAAUCUGGAGUCACAGCAAGUUGAGGAACAAAUGAAGUCUGUAGAACGUCGCUACAACGACAUCGCUAAACGCAUUCAACGUAAGCUUCAAAUGCUGGAAAUUACUCACAAAGCCAUCGACGGCACAAAGAAAGAAGUUGCCGCGCAAAACGAAUGGCUCCAAAAAGAGAUUGAUAAUCUUCUUCACCCAGAGCCUUUGGGUUACGAGAGCAAGUCCGUUAAAGAAAGACAGAAGAAGGUUGCCAAUUUGUUGAAGGAGACAGACGGUAAGAAAACCGUGAUCGACUCUCUGGAAAAGAAAGUUAGCAACAUUCAAGCUGAACUAGAACCAUCAGAACAGAUGCAGCUAGAAUCUGAACUUUCUGAGCUCUCCUCUAAACAGAAACAGUUGGCUACCUUAAUCAAACAAGAAAUCGAAAGAUUAGGAACAUGUGGCGAAGACAGAAAGAAACUCGAAAAUGAUAUAGAGAAAGCCAAGAAUUGGUUGAAAUCCAAACUUGCGGAAAUCAAGAAACUUGGUGGACCAGUUCCACUAGAGGCUGCUAAAGUUGAAAAGGAAAUUGCAGUUCACAAAAAACAUCAAGCGGAACUGUCUGACUUCCACAAUGAUACUUUGACCGAAGUUAUGCGACAAGGGAACGCUGUAUCUAAAGAUUGUUCACCUGAAGACCGCGCAAAACUGCAGGCUAUUUUGGAAGACUUGAACAAAUCUUACACUUCAGCUAAAGUAGACAUUGAUGACAAACUUGGAGCCCUUACUAAAUUGCUUCAAGGUAGAAAUGAGUUUGAAUCCGAAGUGGCUAAAUGCCAAAGCUGGCUGAAUGAGGCAGAAGUUGCUGCUACGCCCGAAUUAAGAACAUCAAACCUACAACUUCUAGAAGAACAACUGGCUAAAUUUGAAAAACUCAGCAAAGAGGCCGAAGAUAUCGAAAAGGUUAUUAACAAAAUUAAGCACAAAUCGAAAGACAUCUCUGAAUCUUUAUCUGAUUCAAACAAAUUGCAACUUAAAGAGCAGAUUAACGUUCUCUCAGACAAGUUCGCCAGGAUCAAAGCCAUCAUAAACGACAAAAAGAAUAUUCUUCACAAACAUAUCAAGGAAUACAAAGACGCGGCUGCUAAGGUAGCUGCGGCUUUAGAAUUCUUAAGCGAAAUUCAGAACAAACUUAAGGCUUUGAACAAACCUAUUGGCAGCAAAGUAGAAGAUGUGCUACCAAUAAUACAGGCAUAUGAGUCUAUCUUAGCGGACCUCAAGAAAAACAAAUCAAUGCUCAACGAAUUGCAAGGUGGCAACCUCCAUGACCUCCAAGAUAUUCUCAGCAAACAAGAUGAACUGAUGAGCACGAUUGAAGAUCAAAUCUCUAAGCUCAAACAACUCAUGUUAUUGCGCGAACAAUUCUUCGCUUUGGUUAAAGAAAUAGAAGAAUUCAUAUCCAAGUACACGGACUUUACCUCAGAUAUUGAAAAAUCUAAUGACUCUUUGGAAGAUAAGAUCAAACGCUAUGAUGAUAUCAUUGUCAAAAUUCAAGGCUGUGAAGCGCUUCUGGCAACAGCCACGGAUAAAGGCCAGCAAAUUGCCGCUGAAGGCACCGUUAUCGACAGAAAUAACAUCACAGAACUUCUUCAAUCGCUUAAACAACAAUUGCUGACAUUAAGGAGGACUGUUGAGUCGAAGAGACAAGAGCACGAGCGAGCUGCUGCGGAACACAAGAAACUGGCUUCCGAUCUGUCCGAGAUUCUUCAAUGGCUCCAUGAAAACGAGGCAGCUGUGCACUCCCGUCCGCUACUCAAUCGAGACGUUGCAAGCGUCGAUAAGAAGUUGAUUGAGCAUUCUACACUUGUGAAAAACAUUCAGUCCAAUCUGGAGAAGUUCUCUAAAAUCGCGGAUUCCGUUAAGAACGACGACGGAAUACCUGGUGCACUCCUCGAAAUGAUUUCAGAAGGAAACUCCUUGAAGUCAUCUUUGCCUGCAGAACUUACUAACCGAGAGAAAUACCUGCAAGACAACAAGAAGUAUCGACAACGGUACUUGAAACUGGUAGAAAAGUUGAACAUCUGGGUCAAUGAGGCUAACAUACGCUUGAACAUGGGCAAGAACGGAACAGACUUUGAGAACAUUGAAGCUGACUUGGAAGAACAUAAGUCAUUCUUCAAUUCCUCUGAGCCCGAGAUGAAGGAUUUGGUCGGAAAGCGAAUGCAGGACAUCGUGGACAAGAUAUGGGCAUCGCUGGCGGCGUCUGAACAAGAAGAGCUGUCUAAAGACCAUCAGAAGCAUAACCAACUCCUAAAGAAUACUCUAAACUCCGCGAAAUCGCGUCAAGCCCAGUUAGAGCAAGACCUGGACAUUUGGAAAGACUUCUGCCAGCUAAUGGACAAGAUAAAAGCGAUCUUGGAGAAGAACAACAUCAAAGAUGAAGCUAUCACUACGGUUGACGCGCUCAGACUCCACCUCGAAAAGCUGAAUCACGCCAAAAACGACUUAGAGAAUCAACAGCCGCUCCUGGACGUGAUCCGGGAGCGAGCUCGGGAGCUCUGCUCGGGUGCUGACGCAGCCAGCGGAGAGAGAGUCGAACAGAGAACCAGAGAACUGGCCGAUACUUGGAACAUAGCUUGUGAAGGUUUGGCCAAACGUGCCGCCACUGCCGACCAACAGUUACAACGUUGGACCCAACUUUUGGACGUCCAGAGGAGUCUGGGAGCGGCCAUCACGGCUGCUUCAGAUCGCCUCAAACAAUUGGAUACUAACCCUAGCACCAGAAGGCGUGCAUUGGACACCAGACAUGCACUUCAGGAACUUCAAAGCGAUGUCGCAAGUCUGGAAGACAGCCGCGAUGAACUGCUGGAACACGCCGACUUUGUCGUGUCUCUGCUCAGGGGCCACUCGAAGGAAGCCGCCGAUGACACCGAGAAGAACGUGAAAGACCUCGUCGAGGCUUAUGAGAGAUUGCGACAAACUCUAGCGGCGCGGCUCGCGGACAUAGAGGAUAUUGUUUCUGAAUUCGACCGCGUGUCUGAGAGGAUCGACGAGCUCCGACAGCAAAUAGAGGUCUCCAUCGCUAAAGUCAGAACUUUAUACGUGUUCGGCGAAGACGAAGAGGACAACGUGAAGACUUUGACGGCAGAAGUCUCCGAGCUAGUGGAGCGUACCAAAACCUUCACGGAAGAGAGCAGAAAACGUUACGGGGGAUCCGCUCCGGCAGACGUUGCCCAAGAAUUGUCCGCUUUGGAAUUAGCGUCUGAAGCUCUCGCCGCAGCGAUGGAAGAAAAGGAAAGGGAAUGGAAACGGGCCCGAACUACUCGCACGGAAUACUUGGCUGAUGUCGAGGAUGUGCAGGCCUGGAUCCGUAAGGCGGAACUGACAGCGCGAGAUCGCACUCUGCCACCGGAGCCGUACAGAGAACGCCUGGUGGCCACCAGGUCCGAGGUGCCAAACAUUGCCGAUCGCGUCGAGCGUUUGACACGCAACGCUCGCGCCAUCGUGGAAGGAAGCCGUGAUGCAAGCGAGAGACAACUAGUCCAAUCCACAGUCACGGCUCUCUCGGACCAGUUCGCGUCGGUGUGCAGCGAGCUCGAGGCUCGGCAAGCAGCUGUCGAGGAUGCGUGUGAUGCAGUAGCUAGAUUCCUAGCAUUGUUGGAGAAAGUUCUCCUCUGGGUCGAAACACAACGUGCUUUCCUUGCGCGGCCUCUCCCAUUGGCCGACUUGCAGGAGACGCUACAGAAACAGACUGAAUAUGGGAACGCGCUUAAGAGUUGUAAGCAACAAGCGAAAAAUUUAGCAGACAUGGCAAAAGAAAUAGAGGCAAUCGAACGCGUCACGAGUCCAGGAGACUUACCGUCUAGACUGGAAACCGCGGAGAACGCCACCGUAGAUGUUGAAAAGAAAUUAGCGAAGACGAACGGUUUAUUACAAGAAUUAGCAGAAGAGUGGGAGCGGUGCGAGAGGAAACUGAAGGAUGUCGGUCAUUGGCUAGAAGCGACAACCAGGACUUUGGAGACGCCUCAAAAUGCCAAGAAACCGCUUCGAGACAGAUUGGCUCUCAGAGAGAAAAUCAUUAAUGACAUUUCCACUCAGAAGACAAAAAUAUCUUACGCUGUCGAAAAACUUAACGUUCACUUUGGUCCCGAUGGUGUUGCGGCGCAGUCCGUGGGCCCUGAAGGCGUGGAGGCCAACGCUCGUCAGUUAACGGAGGCGCUGGACGCGGCGGGUGCCAGUGUCGCGGGACAGGCGCGCCAGCUCGCGGCCGCUCUGGCGCAGGUCGAGGCGUACUGCCUGGACGUGGCGGCGCUCCGUGCCCAGCUGUUGCAGGCGGAGCAGCAGCUGCGGCACGCCGCGCAGCCCAACUACAGCCCACACGAUCCGGAUCGGGCGCACAAACAGCAACAGGAUAUCUGCCGGCGUAUCGAUGAGCUGAGCGGGGCGAUCUACACCCUGGACCCGUACUUCACGAUGCCGGUCAGCGAAGAAGUUGAGGAGCGUGCCGCCACUCUAAGCAUGCUGGCGUCUAGCGGGCAGAGCGCCCGCGCGCGUCGUGCCCGCUCUCCUGACCGUCGAGACCGCACACUGGCCCCGCCCCCGCGUCCCUUACGACCCCGCAGCCCCGCCUGGGCCCCUGGUGGACUUAGCUACGCCGAGAUCGUGCGUGGCUCCAGCUCGAGAUCUAGUUCGACGGGUUCAAGGCAGCCCAGUACUCAAAGAAUACGAUAUGAUCAUGUCGAACAUGUGGACGUACAGAGAUGCCCGCCUUCCCCACCAGAUUACAAUGAUCCCGAAGUUGAAGUUAUAGUGGACCACUCGUGUGUGCGCAAUGAGUCCGAAAGUGGCGACCCAAUAAAAAGUGCAGUUUAUAGUGCGAGUGAAUCUCUAGAAAGUGCUAUCGGAUAUCACGUUGAAAAAUAUGAAGAUCGUGAAAUACAUAGUGAUCGAGAGUAUUAUCCAGAAACUGUGGUCGAUACACCAGUUCCCAUUCAGAGAGAUUCAAUUCCUGAAGUACAGGAAGACCAGUCUAUUGAGACUAAGCACGAAGAUUCUCAAAUCAGAUACGAAAAUAUUGAACUAAGUUCUCCAAAGCAUCGUACUGAAUUAUCAUAUGCGGAAAUUUUGGCUUUAGGACUACCCAGACAAAUUAAGACACAAAGUGUCGUUAAUAUGCCGAAACCACAAGUAGCUCAGAUUGAGUUAAUAAAAGAAAUAGUGGUUGAAUGUCAUGAAAAACCUAAGUUUAAUGUGCCAGCUGAACAAAAAACUGAGCGCAUCGACACGCGUCAAAGAACAGAUAGACUUAGUAGUACAGAGAGACCGGCAUCACGAAGUCGUUCUAGAGAUAUGCCUCGGCAAAGGCGUGCACCUGAAAAACGGCCUACUAAGGUGCAUGACAUUCAAGCAAUGAAAAAGAAAAAGACCAUUAAAAAAGUUAUCGAAGUCCAAGAAUUCGACGAUGUAGUGGAACCUCCUACCGAUGACUUGGUUCAAGGGAAUGAGGCAAUUAAAUCGGAAAUUAUACAAAAAGAUUUUGAUAGCAAAAUUGAAGAAUUAAAUCCGAAACAAGGCUCUGAUUCCGAGCCAGUUGAAACUUUAGAAGCGGGACUUAAAACUGAUGAUUCUGAAACACUAGAAGUUCCGGAAGAAUCUCAACUAAAAAAAUCUAAAAAGAAACAGAAAUCUAAGAAAACGAAACAUGUAGCGGAUGAAAUACAGAAAGCUCUUAAAGAACUAGAGGAAAGCAACAGAAAAAAGAAAAAACCAAAGGAAACAGACAGUAAUAACUUAACUACUGAUGUUACGUCAGUAAAAACAACAACUGAUAUCGAUAAAGAAGAAGUAAUAUUUUCUGAAGUAGAAACAGGGAAAAAACAACCGAAAAAAAAGAAUAAUAAAGAUAAUCCGAGUGAUACAAAGCAUAAAACAAAUAAAGAUAAGCGGGAUCAUGUUAAAGAAGAAAUUAUUUAUGCUGUUGUCAAUGAGCCCGAAAAAACAUCCGAAGUUAUUGAAAAAGAACUAUUUGAAAUUAUUAGAAGUGAUAAUGUUUGUAUCCAGGAACAAGAAAGGGAAGAAAAAGAUAAUAUUGAACUCAAAGAACCAGUCAAAAAAUCCUCGAAAAAGCACAAAAAAUCUAAACUUAAAAUUGAAGAUACAAACACCACACAGACAUCUUCUGAGUUUUUAAAGACUGUGUGCAUACCGGAAAGAGAACCCGAUAAAACGCUUGAAACGAAAAUUACUUUGGUUAAAAACGACAUUCUGACACGUGACAGCAGCUUAGGUGAAAACCUAACUGACAAAGAUAUAGCAGGAGAUUCCAAAGAUAUACAAUCAAGCGUAAGCACAGAUUCUUUGCAACAAAACGCUGAAUCUGUUGAUGUUGAUAUCAAAGAUGUCGAAGUCCAAGGAUCUGAGAAAGAUCUAACUUGGGAAAAUUUAGUUGACCCAAGAAUAACGAGCGACUCAACUAUUGAGGAACUUCCAAAGGUCGAUAAACUUAAUACCGAGACAUCAGGAAGCCGCAAGAAAAACAAGAAACACAAAAAACAAGUCACGUUAUUGGAAGAAAGCUUUCCGAAAAUGGAUGUAGAAAAUAAAAGCGAAAGUACUAAAUUAAUUUCAAUGGAGAUUAAAAAUCUAGAAAUUGAAUCUACAAAUAAGAAAACAAAGAUCAAAAAAGAAAGAGUCAAAAUCGGUGAAAAUCAGGAAAAACCUGCCGAUGUCACAACUGCAGUACAAGAACUCAAAGAAGAAAUUCAAGAGGCGCAAGAAGAACAUGUAAAGGCAGAAAUGGGCGCCGAGGAGUCUUUAAAAGUCUCUAAAAAGAAAUCUAAAUCUAAAAAAUCUAAAACAAAAGAUGAUGAAAUAGAUAAAGCUCUGAAGGAGAUAGAAAAUAGUGAAUCUAGUAAAAAGUCUAAAGAUAAAGCAUCUAAAAGCAAGAGCAAGUCAAAAUCUGUAACAAAUGUUAAAGACGAAAUUAAAGAAAUCAAACUAGAAACAGAUAGCACUGCUAACAGUGAAAGCUCACCUAUAAAAGUCGUUGACUGGAAUACGUUGCUAGCAGAUGAAGAAGAUCUUUCCGAAUUUUCUCGCGUUGAAACAAUAAAAAAAUCGCAAUCUGAAUUAGUUGUUGACGAUCAAAAACAAGUUGCAAGCGAAGUAAUGAUUUUGGAGGAAACUUCUACCUUAUCACCAAAGUGCCAAGGUAUAACCGACAAAGAUAUAGAAUUAAUGCCUGUUGAAAAAGUAGAGAUAACUACAGAAAAUGUUGACAAAAAUAUGACUGAAGAUGUUGUAACAAUAUUAGGUAAACAGAUAAAUGAAAUCGGUAUUUCAAGUGUAGCUAAUGAGCAAAACAAUAAUGAUAAAUACUUUUCUUCGGAUGCUAAAAGACAAGAAUCGUUUAAUAUUGUCGAAGAAAUCACUUGCUAUAAACCAAUCGUUCAGGAUGUUGAAACACGUACUAUCUAUUUAAUAACGCACGAAGAAAAGAAAUUACCGCCUAUUCGAACGGUCAAAGUCUUUAGUAGCAAAAGUAAUUCUCUAGAAGAGCAACAGUCAAUUGAGGAAACUGAGGAAAAAGUAAUUGAACACAAAAUCACUGAUGAAAAGUCUUCCAAUAGUGAUAUAUCAAAAAACAAUGAAACUGUUUCAGAAAAUCUAUCGGAUGUUAUGAUUAAUAAUAAACAGAAUAUGGUAAUAGAGGAACCACGGAUUGAUGAAAAGAUAGAAGAGCUAAACCCAAACACGUCGGAAGCUACAAAUGUUUCCGAAGGAACCUUCUCAGAUAUUUUAGAAGAAGCAAUUUUUGGUUCCGUGCAGGACCGAAAUAAAAAUUCAAUUGAGAAAAAUAACAAAAAGCAAACGAAUAUUCCAUAUCAAGAAUUGAAAGAAGAGUUAAAGACUUAUUCUCUUGAACUUGAUACGCAUCAGUUGGACUAUGAGUACACUCAAAUGAAAAAAUAUGUUGAAUUCGAAACAAACCAAAAGCGAGCAACUACCACUGAAACUGAAUCAUGUCAUGUGGUUAUUCCUAGCAAAGAAUACGUUACUGUUCAGUCUGAAAACAAAGAUAUCAGUUCUAUAGUAGACUAUGAAGACAUUAGAGAUGCAGAAGUUAAUUUGACAUCUGACAAAACCAAGGAAAUAGAUAGCGAAAUCACUAAAGCAGAAACAAUAUCAGAAAAUAUCUUACCCAAAGAAGGUGAAGAUUUCUGUAAGACUAAUACUGUAACUACUAUUAGCAAGAUAAUUGAUGAAAUAACAGAUUACACUACUGAAUUUAUCCAUAAUGAAAGAGUUACUUCUGAAAAUAAUAAUGGAAAUAAGCAAAUUGAUACAACUGAGACUGUUUCUGAAACAAUAAUGGACGAUGAAAGUAAAUCUCUCUUGACUCCAGCAUCUUACAUAAAUAAAAAUUUAAUGAAUGACAUAUCCAGAUAUAGCUAUUCGGAAUUAGCUGAUGCUGAAUUACGGUUAAGCAUGAUAAAAAGUAAAAAAGAAACUGAAGAAAAAGAAUCUGUUGAACAAACAACACUAAGAACAAUAGCCACGGAAAUAGAUUUCAGUGGCGAAGAUAAUAAUGCACAAAUUGUUAAAGAACAGUUCGGAUCUGAGGUGGGCAUUGAAAUCGCUAAAGAUGAAAAUCAAAACAACUCGGGACCAACUACCGACACAACAAAUAAUAUAUUCAUUAAUGAUUACCACGAGCUAUCCGAUGCCGAAAGUAUUUUAGCUACUAAUUUGAAACUGAAAACUGUAAACUCUGGGCCUGAUCAAAUUAUUGUCCAAGACUUAUCUAACAAGGAAGGAAUUCCUACUGCAAAAACACCCAAAGAGGUUUACCUUUUAACUGAAGUACCCAGGCAAAGUUAUCAAGAUAUUACUGAUGCUGAGGUACUUUUAGCCAAUUUUGUGGAAGGUUCGCGUGGCCGCGAUACAUUAUCGAUUAAUCCAGAGUUCAAAACUGAGAUACAAUCCCCACAAGAUGCUGACCUCACUGAAUCGUUAUUAGAGGAAAUCGUUUCUGAAACAAAACACGUUGAAAAUUCAUCAACCACCGAAACUCUUCAAGAAGUAUCAACGUUUAUCGAUAACGAGAAGGAAAAUAUAGCAGAGAAAGUAAUUCAGCCUGAAAUUGAAAAUACUACAAUUACUGAUAGUAGUGAAACCCGUCAGUCAGAGGCAGAAUGCAUCUUUGAUGUAACAAGAUUUAUUCGUCAUGAAUUAAAUGAUGCUGAAUGCUUGUAUGCUAUUUCGCGUACUUCCACCGGAAUGCAAAUGUCAGGUACAGAUAACAAAGAAGCCGAUAAAGUCACGGAAGCGACAGAUUCUUUAGAAAAAGAAUCACAAAUAGAUGUAACGAAUCAAAUACAGAUAGACGAAGAAACCGCAAAAACUGAGGAUAAAACUGAGAAUAUUUCAUCAGUAUUCGAACCAUUGCGUUUUAGUUAUCACGAAUUACGUGACGCUGAAUAUAUUUUUGCAUCGAGGGCUUUACGUGAACCGGUAAACUCUUUAGUAUUGGUUGAUAACCACAACAAUGCCAAUAUGGAGGAACAAAAUCUUGAAAAAUGCACGGAACUGCAGAACAGCUUAAGCGAGGAUGUCAGCUUUUUAGGACCCGAAGAUCUCCAUAUUCAAAGUCUCAGUAAAACUGAAACCGAAACUCAAGGAAGCGUUCAAGCGAUUACUGCUGAAUUUAUAAAGAACGAACACAAUACGUUCGAGAGCUUACCUCAAGACACAGAAACUUGCCAACCAAUAAAUAAACCCAAAUCCGUUGGCUUGGAAAAGAUUGAGUUUUCCUUUGAGGUAGAUGAUCUAACUAAUACACCAGUAAGUGUUGUUUACGCCAUUGAUAAGCAAGAUGUAGAAAAAGAUGAUCUAGUAAAUGCGUCUAAAAAUGUAGUUGACGAUGAUAUUGAAAAAUCAUUUGAAAUAGUUGAUAGCAGCGAAAUAGUUGACCCACUUGAUGAAUCAAAGGAUGAAGACGUACGUAACGUCAAUGUACUGAAUGUUGAAAGCACACCCAUUCCACAAACCACCACAGCAAUUGAACUUGCUCAAACAUCUGGUGAACCAUCGUUAGAUGAUACUUUUGAAAUCGUAAACAUCACUGACGAAGAAGUUCAGAAAGAUCUGGCUACUACUAUACCAACUAAAGAUGCUUCUCUAAUAAAUAAUGACAAUACACAAGAUUUUGUGAGAGUAGAAACAAAUAAUACUGUAGAAAAAAGUAUUUCUGACAUUACCAAAACUUCUGAAAUUAUAAAAGACGAGUCGGAAGAAAAUAUCGUGGAAGAAGACAGUGUUGUAACUAUUCCACCAACGGUAGUUGUUACGGAUAAAGAAAACGUGCAACAUUUUGAAAUCGUAAAUACAAAUAAUACAAUUAUAGAAAUAAGUUCUGACAGAACUAAAACUUCCAAAGAAUUCCCAAUAACUGACACUAAAAAUGAGUCUCUUGUGUCUUUAGUUUUCGGUGAUAUUAAAACUCUAGAAGAAUCAAUCAAAAAAUCGUUAGAAAUAAACGAUUUUGAAAAACAGACAACAAACGUUCAAUGCUCGGAAUCUGAAAUAAACCAAGAAGAGCUGCUAGACACUGUAGUCGUAGCACCUGAAAUUGUAGAUGAAGAUCAAAAUUAUUCAUUGAUUGAAAGUAAAGAAUGGAGUAAACCCGAAAAAACAAUAAAAGAUGAAACUGAAUCAUUGAUUCAAGCCGAAAUAUUAACAUCUGUAAAUCUAAAUAAGGAACAAGAAGUUACAUUGACGGAAAUACUUGCUUCACCUGAAAAAACUACUGUAAAAGAAAUCGUGACUCAAACAGACACUGAUGUAACGAAAAUAGCUGAGAUUUUAAAUGAAGAAGAACAAUUAUUGUUAUUCGAAACUAAAACUUCAGAGUUAUAUGAUAAGGAAUCGAACAACAAUCCACUUGUGUCCACGGGAUCCGGCAUCUCUUACCCGCUUGAGCCUGGCACUAUCUCGGCAGAUUCUAGUCAAACUGAAAUUUCUGAUUCACCCGUUGUCUUAUGUCCUGAAUCAAAUACCAGUGUUUUACAUGAAAGUACGGUUGUUAAAAAUGACGUCACAAGUACGGAAAAAAGCGUAGUACAAAAUAUCCCCGUAACUGAAUUACCUAUUAUUGAGCAAAAUUUGAAAUCAAAUGAAGUUGCGAACCAAACCGAUUUAACUCAAUUCGAUAGUCCGAGCCAUGUAGAGAAAUCCCCGAUACACAGCCUGCAUGAUCUCUUACCUGAAAUUGAUUCAAUUCCUGAAUUUAGACCUUCCUUCCCAAAAUCUGUUUUACACUCAAAACUUUCGGCGGAUGCCCCUGAAUUUACUCCUUCCUAUUUGUAUCAAAAUCCUGUAAAUGAGUCUGACAGUGAUGUUACUGAUUUCGUGUCUAGUGUAUCAGAGGACAGUAAAAAACCAAAUGAAACGAACGAGCCGAAUGAAGAUAUUUUAGAGGUUAUAAUGGAAACUACAUCAACACCUACAAUCUCGCAAUUUUCUUACUCAUCGAUUUUGCAAUCAAAAGCCGAAAAACAGACGACGUCGCAAUCGCAACCAGAUGUUGUAGAUAUCUCGGAACAAAAAGAGCCACAUGAUCAAUCGGAGCAUGAAAAAGAAGAGAACCUUGAGACCAAGCAUAAACGUAACAAGAAAAAGAAAAAGAAGGAUGAGAAAAAACACGUAUCUCAAAGCAUUCGACCUGAACCAAUUUCACUCAUUUCCGAUACCAAAGAAAUUUCUUUUGAACCAAUAAACGUCUGGGCUAAAGCAGCAGAAGAAGGGAAGUCAUAUGCCAAAGUUGUUGCUGAACAUAUUGCUAACAAUGAACUGGAUAAAGAGACGACAAAGAAAGAAAUCCAUAAACCACACGAAGUAGUUAAAGAUGCACUGGAAACCAACAAAGGAAUCGAUGUAGUACCUGUACCAGACACAAUUCGAAUAACAGAACCAGCGGUGGAAACUGCACAGGAUACUGAAAAUAGUGUGGGUACUUGGGCUAAAAUUGUAGCUUCUAAACGAGUAUCUCCAGAAAAGACAAUAAAAAUAGAAUUUCAACAAUCAGAACAAACCCCAGUUUCGUCGAAAGCUCCAGUCAUAUUUGUUGACGAAUCGGAUUCUGAUAAUAAAAAAAUAGACAAAGAAGUUGACGCUGAAGGCUUUAUAACGGUCGAAAGAAGCAGAAGAUCAAGGUCAAGGUCCAGAGACAAUCGCUUGAGAUCAUCAUCCAAUAUUUCUCAGAACCGUGAAGCUCGUGAAAAAUCUGAAAAUAGAUUUGAAGCACUGACGACUACAUUAAAAGUUGAAGAGGUGGAACCAAUUGUUGUUCCUGAAUCUGAAGACGAAAAACAAGUCUCAAAGAAACAAAGAAAAAGUCGCGCUUCCAAAUCGAAAGAAAAAGAAGUGAAACCUCAAUCUAUUGCAGAACCUACUCCAGUUGCUGAAGAAGAUUCUAAGCAACACAAAAAGAAAAAUAAACACAAACGCUCGUCGAAAUCUAAGGACGAAAUCGUAAGCAGCGUUGAACUAACUAAGCAAGAACCUGAAAUAGAGGAAGUAAAAGUAGAAGAAACAAUGGUAAGAUCUGAGGUGUCUUCAACAUUGGCUGAACCUAUCGAAGAGCCUGAGACGAAAAAGAAGAAUAAAAAGAAGAAAAAGGAUAAAAAGGCUGAACAGCCUAAGGCCAUUGCAACAACUUCUGAAGUAACAAUAUCUUCUGAACAAGAAAUAGAGACGACAAAUAGCACAUCUGAAUCAAUUUCAGGCCCAACUAAGUUAGAAUCUUCUGAGCAAGGCCUAGAGCAGCCAACAAUAGAGAAUCAAGGAGGGUCAAAGGAAAAAAGGAAACUCGAAUCUGAUGUACCACAGAAGCUUCCAAAAAUAGAAUUGGAAUCAAUAUCUAAAGUUGCACCAUGGGCUGAAAGAGAACCGAUUUUGGAAGAUAGUUUUGAACUCGAAUCUAAUAGUACACCACAUCCAGAGCAAAAGCCAUUAUCAGUCGAAGAAUGCAAAAUAAUUACAGUAGAGCAGCAAAUUCAAUAUGAUCCGAAAAUUCAACCUAUAUCUGAAAUUACAAUACAUGAUGACAAAGAAAUAACGCCCGUUGUAAAAGACGAAAGUAAACUAAAACCAAAACGACUCGAGUCGUGUAUUUCAACACCGGAUUCCGUACAAACACCUGUUAAAGAAAGAGUAUUCUCCGAUGCGCAAUUCUGGAAAAUUGAACCAGACCUCAGUUUACUGGAUAGUAUGUCUGAAAUGAUUUCCGUGGAAAUUGAGCAGGGAGCUAGUCAAGCUGAAAGUGAGUAUGUAUCUACCGUCUUCAGUAAUUUGCCUUCCGAACAACAAGUAACAGAUACAAUUGUAGAAUCCACACCCUCACUCAAAUUCAUAACUGAAGAAAUAAGAACUGACGAAGUGCAACAAAGUAAAAAAGCUCAAGAAGAAAAAAUGUCGGAGGAACAAUCGCUAGAGAAUAAAAUGGCUGAUUUGCAGAGAGAAAUCGAAGAGAUGCUCUUACCCGAAAAUGAUUCUUCUCUCAUCAGCGACGACUCACCUAAGGAACUUACCGACACCCAGUCUUCUAUGGAAUUCCAAUAUGAUGAACUCAUUCCAGACAACAUUACUCCAUCUCUUGCGACACCUGAACCUGAAGAUUUGCUACUAGAAUCAAAGCCACCAGCUGAAACGCAACAAGCUGACGUCACCAAAAUCGAUGACGCACACGUCAGUAUAAGCAUGGUCGAUUCUGUGUUGGACGAAUCUGAGCCGUUUUCGUUCACUGAAACACAAUCUCUCGAAUAUACAACAUCAACGACUCAAGAUAUUAUUUCACCUAGAGAUGAAGCCAAUUUUUCAGUUGGGAAAAAUGAGAAAAUCGAUUCUGAUGAACAGAUGAUCGGCAUAGCUGCUAAUUUACAAACAACUGAAAAAGACGAAGUUAAAACAGGCGAUAAAGAAUCUGAUAAAAUCGAAACUUCUGGUAUUGUAGAGAAUGUGAAACGGGAAGACACAUACGAAGUUAAAACAGACGAUAAAAAAUCUAAUAAAAUCGAAACUUCCGGUGUUAUAGAGAAUGUAGAACGUGAAGAGACUAUUGAACCUGAACUGUCCGAUACAUUAUCUGACGCUGUUCCUAUUAAUGUUGUAGACCCUAUCACUAACUACCAUAUAAACCUUAAACCCGAUAAUUUCUGGAUAAACAAAUACGCAACUGAUGAUGCCGAAUUGUUAUUAGUUCAACAAAAACUUAAAAAAGAAAGUACUCCUCCUAUCGUAAAACAAAACCAACCUAAAGAGAAACCUAUUGAUCUUAAUUUAAAACCCGACGUAAAAGUCGACAUUGAAAACAUUCGUAACGAUAACAAAUUCUGGGUUGAAAAACAUUUAUACCAUGACGCCGAAUGCCAAUAUUUCCUUUCAAUGGCCAAAAAAUCUAAACCAACAUCAGCCGUUGGAGAUGAUUUUGAAGUCAAAGAUCAAAAUGACAAGGAUAGGGACCCUGGUGGUAGUUCUGGACACACUUCUGAAGGGGAAGAACCUAAAGAACCCUCUGGUUCUCCUUUCAAUUCCACGUAUCUGUCCAUGGACUUACCCGGCGGUAUAUGUAGUUGGAAAGAUCAUAGCUCUUACUUGAGCGCCGAAACUCCUUCUGUAUCGCUUGAUUCAAACGCGGAGGCUCUUCAAGCUUCCGCUACUGAGGAUAUACUAACAACCCUACCUACAGAACCAGUUGUCCAAACCCCACCCCUACAGGAGCCAGCCAUCAACGAGACAACCCGAAGGACACCCAAGGAUGACUUGUCUAACGAUAUUGAAACACUGCUAGUCGAGAUAAGGGAUGUUCAAACAAGACUGACUGAUUUGCCUGAUGAAAGCCUAGAAGCCACGGAGGAAGGUCUCAAGGAGGGAAUCUCAAUUUUAAUCAAGUGCGACGAAGCAGCCGAGCUGUUGGAGCAGAAGAUCAUGGAGUACCGCCAGGAAGUGGAGGUCCAGACCCUGAUCAAGGAACUCAUCGCUAUGAAGGGCAGGAUCUCAAAGCUUCUGACCCAAGCGCGGCAAGGUCUCGGCGUCAUCCAGGUAAGGAAGGACGCGAAGGCAGAGCUGUCGCGUCAAACUAAAGAUAUUGAAGAACAACAAAAAGUAAUCUUCAAACUUGACCAAUGGCUUGAGGCUAUUAACAAUGGUCUCAGAGAAUCCACACAGCAAUCCGACGUCCUUACAGAAGAUGACGUGAUCAGGUAUAUCGAGGUGUACGAACGCUACAUCAGGGAAUACGAGGAGUAUGAAAUCAUUUUGAGGUCGAUAACUGUGAUAAGGCACGAUGAAUCUAGUCAAUCGUUGAGGUCAAAAAUAAACACUAUGCAAGCAGCGUUGGAAGAAACAAAGCGUCUAGUCAUUAUAGAAAUAGAGAGGUUAAGGCUAGUGUUGUUACAUUUGAGAUCGGCUCCAGAAAUAGCUGAAGAAGAUAUUUCCCAGACCGAUAGAACCAUCGAUUCUACUUCGAUGCCUGAAGAGGUCGCUUCUCCAAGAGAAGCUGGCCUUGCUGGACCAAAAGUGGAUCUUGAAAAGGAACCUGCUAUAAAAGACAAAUUAGAACCAGAACUUAAACACGAAAGCGUUGAUAAAAUUACUAAAGAAGAAACUGAAAAAGUGCCUACAAUACAAGAAAGUAAACCUAGUCAUGAAACAUCUAAAUCAAAAGAUAAUCAAGUAAUUCAAGUAAUCCAGGAGAAGCCCACUUUUACUAUAGAAACACAAACAGGAGCCAGCUUAAUGUCUAAUGCUCCAUCUGUAGUUGAUAAAUCUGUCAUUUGCAACCCAGAGGUAACAACGCACGAUGUAUCAGUAACUUGCGCUUUACCUCGAGAAGUCGAAGUCCAAACGAGUGAACCACAUUCAGCCGAAAAGGAACUUUACGAAACAAUACAAGUUAAACAGACUAUUUCUGAUGGGCACGAGACGAUUGAGAUCGCCAGUCGUCCAGUACAUAAAGAACAACAUGUAGACCAAACACUCCUAGUAGACGCAGACUAUAAGGGAGAUCAAGCUAGAAAAGAUUCUCAUUUGAAUAUCACACACAGCUUACCGCAAUCAUUUGAAACAGUAAUGGUUGAACCUGAUGAAACAACAACCGAAGUAGUUGUAGACGCAGACGGAACCAAGAGAAUAAUUGUGAAGAAAAUCAGAAAAACUUUAGUAACUAGGCAACAAACGUACCAAACACAAGAACAGAGAUCUCAAAUCCUUUCCAGGGAUGGUGUUCAGGACUCAUUUUCACAAAUUACUCUAAAGGAAGACACAGGAUCAACUUCGAAGGUUUUGGAAGACGGUGGAGUGCAACGCAUCCAAUAUCAGACUUAUGGCGGUCAAGUAAUAUCAAGAUUGCCUGGCGGAGAGGUUACAAUACAAGAAUACACUUCAAAACCUGAUAUGCUGAUAACAAUGGAAGAAGGAAUGAAACCUGAACAUAUUCUUCAGUUAGCCGAAGGUGAAAUUCCCACCCAAAUUCAAACGUCAUCGUCCAGCGUCACCGCUGUUGUACAACAAGUAACUAAACGCACUAUUCAAACUAGGAGACGUAUAAUCCGUAAAGUUGUUAUCGUUGAUGGUAAAGAACACGUCACUGAAGAAGUGAUAGAGGAACCGGACAAUGUAGAAGUAAUUGAAGAACAAAUACCAAGAGUAACAAUAAAUGUAAGAGAUGGUGAAGAAGUUCAAUUUACCGAAAUAGACGAUGCAGAUGACAAGGGCGAUGAACAACCACCCAAUCCUUUUGAUGUACAGCAAUCAGAUUCUCAAGGUAAAUCCCCAGUAAACAAAAAACCAGACGAUAAACGUGAUAAAGAAGAACAUGAUAAAGGCGGCAAAGAACCAAGUGACAUUUCUGUUGAAAAAAUAGCUCAAGAACAAGAACUAACUCGUUUGAUGGAAGAUUUUAUUAAAAAGGAGAGUGAACAUAACAAAUCUGACAUAAUAACACGUCUGUCUGAAGAAAAAGAAUCCUCACCAACACGGACUGUUACAAUUAGAGAAACAUAUUCCAGUGCUCCAACGGAUGAGACCAUGCCAACAGAAGAAAAUUAUUAUGUGCAAGAACCUCACGAUGGUCAACCAACUUUUAUUACUCACGGAAUACAUCAGUCAACUUUAGAAACGUCGUCAUCUAAUACGGCUACAGUCGUUCAAAAAAUCACUCGGAAAAUAACUAGAACUAAAAAACGAAUUAUAAAGCACAUUCAAAUAAUUGACGGCAAGGAACACGUCACGGAAGAAGUAAUAGAAGAACCUGAUGAUGUAGAAAUUAUAGAGGAAGAGCCGAAAAUUACUCAUACACAUAGUCUUCAAACGACCGGUGUAAAAACCAAACGUAUGAAGAUCAUAAGGCAAGUACAAAUUAUUGAUGGUAAAGAACACGUUACUGAAAAAGUAAUUGAAGAGCCUGAUGAUGCUGAAACACUUGAGCAGGUACCUACUGUCACUGAAACAUUGCCUAUGGGAAGUGUCACAACAAAACGUAUCAAGGUCAUAAGACAAGUGCAAGUUGUCGAUGGCAAAGAACACGUCACUGAAAAAGUAAUUGAAGAACCUGACGAUGCUGAAACACUUGAGCAAGUAUCUACAGUCGUCAGUGAAACGUUACCUGUGGGAAGUGUCACGACAAAACGUAUCAAGGUCAUAAGGCAAGUGCAAAUUAUCGAUGGCAAAGAACACGUUACUGAAAAAGUAAUUGAAGAACCUGAUGAUGCUGAAACACUUGAAAAAGUAUCUACAGUCGUCAGUGAAACAUUGCCUAUGGGAAGUAUCACGACAAAACGUAUCAAGGUCAUAAGACAAGUGCAAGUUGUUGAUGGCAAAGAACACGUUACUGAAAAAGUAAUUGAAGAACCUGAUGAUGCUGAAACACAUGAGCAGGCACCUACUGUUACUGAAACAUUGCCUAUGGAAAGUGUCACAACAAAACGUAUCAAGGUCAUAAGACAAGUGCAAGUUGUCGAUGGCAAAGAACACGUUACUGAAAAAGUAAUUGAAGAACCUGACGAUGUUGAAACACUUGAGCAAGUAUCUACAGUCAUCAGUGAAACGAUACCUGUGGGAAGUGUCACGACAAAACGUAUCAAGGUCAUAAGGCAAGUGCAAGUUAUCGAUGGCAAAGAGCACGUUACUGAAAAAGUAAUUGAAGAACCUGAUGAUGCUGAAACACUUGAAAAAGUAUCUACAGUCGUCAGUGAAACAUUGCCUAUGGGAAGUAUCGCGACAAAACGUAUCAAGGUCAUAAGACAAGUGCAAGUUGUUGAUGGCAAAGAACACGUUACUGAAAAAGUAAUUGAAGAACCUGAUGAUGCUGAAACACUUGAGCCAGUAUCUACAGUCGUCAGUGAAACGUUGCCUACGGGAAGUGUCAUGACAAAACGUAUCAAGGUCAUAAGACAAGUGCAAAUUGUCGAUGGUAAAGAACGCAUUACUGAAAAAGUAAUUGAGGAACCUGAUGAUGAUGAAAGACUUGAUCAAGUGCCUCCAAUUAGUCAUAAUCUUCAGACAGAAGGUAUUAAGACCAAUCGCUUAAAAAUUAUAAGACGUGUUCAAAUAAUUGAUGGUAAAGAACAUGUUACUGAAGAAGUCAUAGAAGAACCUGACGUAGAAUAUGUCCCGGAUUCUACUAUUACAGCUGAAAUUGAUGUGCACAUUAAAGAACAUCCCACUACAUCACUGGAUGUAUCCCAACCGCAACUAAUUACUUUAGAUAAAAAUUUAAAACAGAAAUCGAAUAUUGCUGACUUGACUAAAUCUUUGAUUAGUAGUGAAGUUGAUCAUGCCCAAAUUAAGCCAUCAUUAGAAACUGAUCAUCAAAUUAGUUCAACGGUUAAAGUAAUAGAUAGUAAAAUCACUGAUCAAGAAACUGUAGAUGAAGUUCCUACUUUAAUUGAAACCACAGAAUCAACUGAACCGAUAACCUCUGCAAUAUCACGAGAACACCAGGUAAUUGAGACACAAGAGAAACCUGUUCUCACAUUAGAUUCGACAAACACGGACAUCAAAGAUAAAAACACAAUCGUCGACAUUACGAAGAGUUUAAUAGGAAGCGAAAUAGAUCAUACUGUUACGUCCAAACUGGAAAGUUCAAGAAUUACUGACUUUAAUGUCACCGAAAAACCAAAAGACUUAGAACAUGUGCCCUCAUUAACCCAAGGAAUACAGAGAGUAGAUACCGUACCCAUCGAACCUAAAGUUAUUGAAUAUACUUUAAAACAAGAACCUAUGGAAAGUAUAAAACCUGAAUUUACAUCAGAACAUCAGAAAGAUACCGCCAAAGUAUUUUUAGAGUCAUCUCAAGCUGACCGUGCCGAAGAAAGCACUCCAAAGCUUUCACAAACCGUAACCAAGGAAAUCACAAUAAGCCAACCCGUUAAUGUAAAAGAACAUUGUAGUGACGUAGAAAAAAUUACUUCCGAUACAAAAAAUACCGAUUAUUUACAAAAAGUUAAUAUUUCAACGAACGUUGAAAAAACAAUGCGAGAAAUUCAAGAUGUUAUCGAAACCACUGAACCCGACGUUAUCUUACUCACGGAAGCAGAGAAAGUCCCACAGAAGUCAACCUCGACACAGGAAGAAUUUAUGAUUUCAGAAUCAGUUGUUUUACCUUUAAUUAGUGAUAAAAGAGAAGUUUUUAGUAGCAAGGAAUUGAUUGAAAAUGAAUCUGUAGAUUAUAUUCCUUCGGACGGAGGUAAAGCUACAGCAGAACAGACAGAGUUAACCAUACCAGAGCUAUCAUCAGUUUCUGCUGAAACUGCUUCUAAACUAAAACAGGAAGAAAAGGAACAAAGUACGGAGCCCACAGAUGUUGAUCAGGUUAUUGAAAAAUCUAUAAAAACUGUAACUCCUAAUGCUCGUGAGAUUAAAGAAGUGGAAAAAAAUCCUAAAAUGGAUGAUAUUAGUGAUUUUCCUCAAUCACAAAAACCUUUGAAAGAAAUUGUAUUACCUAAGAAAACUGACACAUUUGCGCCAUCUAUAGCUGAAGCUACAGAUAGCAAUCUAAUAGAUAUCAGCAAAAGUUUUAUCGAUAUUGAAAUCGACCAGUCAAGUGUACAUAAAGCAACAUCUAUUAAAUUGCAAGGGUAUGAAGACGAUAUUAUUCUAAAUAAGCCGGAAUUGGCAAAUAAAGAAGUAACCCAAAUGGAUCCAAUUCAAACUGAUUUUGAUAUCCCUGAUAGGACAAGUGAAGGUCCAGUUGCCAUUGAUAUUCAAUCAAAACCAAAAAAGGAGGAAGGAAUUACAGUGACAGUAGUAGAAAAAAAGAUUUCACCUGAAGCUGAUAUUAAGGAUUUGACAAAAACAAUUGAGACAAAAGAAUUUACAACUGAUGAAAAACUUCCAGGUCAUAUUAAAGAAGCGUAUCCUUCAGACAUCAUAUCUGAAAAAGUUAAGGAUGUAGAAUCGGAAUUUAUUGGAAUCGAUGACCUAAAGAAAGAUUCAUCGUUGAAAGACGCAACAGUAGACUUCAUUGUGCAGGAGUCGAUUCAAAAAGAUAAUUCAAUACUAGAAGAAGCUACCAAAGAAAUACCUGAUCAACUGAAACUUGACAGUGAACAAUCACAGCGACUUAGUAAUUCUAAGCUAGAAGAAAAAGAUCUAUUAAUACCACAAACAGAAAACGUUCUGUUCGAAAUUAAAGAACAAUAUGACAGUAAAAAAGAAGCAAUACCAUUACCGUCUUCGACUUUUGAAACCGUAAGUGGUACAGAAACAAUUACAGUAACAACAGAUCUGAAUUUAGAAGUUCCUGAAAAACUUGGAGUAGAUGAUAAACAAAUGAGUGUCGUUGCACUUACAAAGGAAUUGCUAGAAACUGAAAGUUUUAAAUCAAACAACGUAAACGCUUCAAAAGAUAACGAAGAAAAUAUUUAUAAAAAACCGUUCGAUGUGGAAGAAUCAAUUCAAAAUCUCACUGUUGACGAAAAAGAAAAUAUUCAAUCUAUUACUGAACCGUCAAAUUUACAAAAUACAAACGUAAUUUCGGCAGCUACAGAAAUCUCAAAAGGAGAAAUACCAAUAAAAUUGCAAGAUAAAUCUAUUGAAGUAGAAGAUAAAUCAACUACAGUAGAAAGUAAACAAACUAAAGUAGAUGAUAGAGCAACUAAAGCGGAAAGUAAAUCAACUAAAGAAGAAGAAUUGAUUGUUUCUGAAGAACCAGAAAAAAAUGUCUGUCAAAUCAGUACUGAAAAGGCUCCUAUACAAACAUCGGUAGAAGUAGAACCUCUCAAAAUAGGAACCAUUAUUACGGAAUCUGAAACUUCUUUGAUUCCGGAAUCAUCGGAAGUGUCGUACGUUCGACAAUUUCAUCCUCAAGUUAAAGGCUCGACUGAAAGUGUGAAAGAACUUAUCGCAACUCUCGAGCUACCAGACCAGAAAGAGAUUUCAUUACAAACAGUAGGAGUUUCCGAUCAACCCACGAAACCAGAUCCGAGGUACGACACCAACGUGCUCCUUGAAGCUGAACGACAUGAUACAGAUUUGCGUGGAUUUAAGUCAAAAGAGCUCAAACUUAUAACAGAAAAUGAUAAGCCUCAACAAACGAUUGAUAUAUCUAUGUCUCUUACAAGAACUGAUGUAACUACUGAAGUCAAACCGAAAGUGCAACUAGAUCUUACCGUGCAAGAGUUUGAUUCUAAGAAUUCAGAGGUAGUUAAAAAGGAAAUUGAUGCAGUCUUACCAACAGAUGUAAAAGUAACUACAGAACACAUUACAAAAGAACAAAUUGUAUCUCCUGUAAUAGAAAAAGAAAGUAGAAUAGAAAACAAAGCAGAGGAACCUGUAAAAGAAAGUAAAAGAAGUAAGAGAAAGAAGAAACACAAGCGAGAAUCUGAAGGAAGUGAUUCUAUUGAAAUAUCGCAGGAACAACGAACAGAUACUGAAAAAAGCAUUGCUGAUACAGAUAGUUCUUCUCUGAGUCAUUACGUAGAUUUACCAAAAUCACCUCUGGCAGACUCUCCUAAACCAACAGAGGAAUUAUUGGAAAAACCGGUAGAGGAUACAGGCUCCGUGAUCGAGUCUCCUAUUAUCGAAUCUGAAACAACUAUAGAAGAACGAGGAUAUGAACCCGAGGAUAUAUCUAUUGCACCUGCGGCUACACCAGACAAGAGAAAGAAACAAAAGAAACGUAAGCAACACGGAGUUAGUGAAGAAACUACAUAUCCAAAAUUAAGUACAACAGAUGUAGAGGAUUCAUCAAUAACAUUGCCCGAAGAUAUUGAACCAGUCAAAAAAACAAAAGACAAAAAGCGGAAGAAGAAGACUCCAGACGAUGUUGAGACAAGUCCUGAAAUAAAACCUGAUGAAGUUGAAUUGUUACCAGAAAUCAAACCAGAGCUAUCAAACCUAGGUGAAAUUGUUGAGACAUCUCCGCGUGAGGAAUCGUAUCACACUAUAAGCGAAACUUCUGAUAUUAGUACCGUUAAAAUUGUAGAAGAAUGCGUACAGAGCAGUCCUGAAACAGCACAAGAAGAAGUGCCAACUACAGUCACAUUCCCGAUUCCGGUCGUCGAGGAAAUCCCAACACAAGAUUAUUCUGUACAAACCUCUCCGGAACAAAUUGAACCGGUUGAAGAGCUACCUAGGCCAGAAACAAUUGAUAGCGAGCUUCAAACUUCACCUACAUUAGUCCACGAGGCAUUGACACAAACUACUACAGUUGAAGAAAAGGAAACUGAGUCGCAAACAUCAGAGGAAUAUCCAACUGCAGGAGCACAUGUUGAAACAUUUGAAGUUGAAAUCCAAACUAGCAGAAAACAAUCGCCAGUACACAUUGUUCAACAAGAGGCGACAACCCAAGUCAUUCCUAAGGACAUUAGCACGUCAGAAGAGAAGUUCUCGCAGACCUCACCGGUUGUUGAAGAGCCUAUUGAAAUUAAAACAGAUGAUUCAAAAGAACAUGUCAUAGAAUCGAGAGAUAUGCAAACAUCUCCAUUGCCUAGUAUUCACACAGAUGACAAGAGCACGGAAGUAAUCAUUAAUACCACCGAUAUGAAUAUCCAAACAAUAAAACAAGAAAUCGCCGAUCAGGAAACUUCAACUAGUCCAAUAAAAGAGAAAGAAGUAAUGGAAAUGUCCAUUCAAACACCUGACAUUCCUCUGACCAGUACGUCGACACAAUCUGACGCGAUUGAACAGUUUUUGCACGAAGAAAGGGUAAGCAGGGAAGCAGAACCCCAACCUGAGGAAACAAAACCAAGCAAACGAGAUGUCAUUACUGUAGAUAGCACUCAACAAACCUCGCCAAGAGUUGAAUCAGAAAAACCACCAUUAAUAUUGGAGUUAUCAAAAACAAACACAGUAAGUACCAGUCAACAAACAACUCCGCGAGCUAUAGAAGAGCCCGAAUUAAAAGAAUCUACAGAAACUGUAUCAACUAUUGAUAUGUCACUACAAACAUCACCAAGAGUUGAAUUUACAGAGACAAGCAAUCUUCCAGAAGACUCUACUCCUCUACCCGUACUGGAACUAGAGAAGACAGCAGCUAUAACAGUUGAUAACACUCAACAGACAACUCCUAGAGACUAUACAGAGGACUCUAUAUCUACUUCAACGGAUGAGCCCUAUGAAGUACACUUGCGGGCUCAAAUCUCGAUACCUCAAGCGAACAUAGAUUUCCUUGACAGUGAACGUCAACAACAAGAAUUCCCUCAUUCAAUUAUCACAGAAAAACAGAAACAAAAGAAAAGAAAAUCUAAGAGGAAAGUAGAGUCACCUAUUUUGCAAUCUCCAGGAAGCCUUUCAGAUCCCAUUAAUUCUGAGCUGUCUCUAUCUGUGACGCCGACAAGUGACGAUACCUCAUUGAGAGAUACUCCCUCAACUGAUGAAGGUAUUUCACAAAUAACCAGCCCUGAUUUACCAAGACAAGUCGUACCACCUAAAUUGACAUAUUCAGAUGUUGUUCAGAGAUCUAAAUCAAAAUCUCCUUCACCCAGUAAAACAAUUGUCCCACAAAAAACAGAAAAGGCAAGGUUGCUGGAUGCCUUAGAAAAAAGAACACAAUCUGUUAUUCAAUCGCCCAAGAAUCCUACUGAUAACUCUAUGACAGUGGCUUUGUUUGAACCAUCUGUCGAGAAAUCUUAUGAUCUCGUUAUCAAUAAAGAACUAGAUACGGUAAAAAAUGCUAUAAGCAACAACAAUCCUUCCAAAACCGAAAGGAGUGUAAUAGUUGUUAUCGAAACUAUUUCUGUAUGGCUGGAAGAGAUUCAGUACAAAAUACAAAAAGAAACAAUGCGAGGAGAAAAACUAACAGAAGAGACUGAAAAACUGAGAUCUUUACAUAACUACAUCAGGUAUUUAAAAGAAAUCAUUGAGGUGACGGAAGUAAAUGAAGAAAUCACCAUUUUGAUUGAUACUUUAACUCGUCAAGUAGACGCAGUUAAUACUUUGAAUAAGCAAAGCUCGGUCAAAGUGGAAGAAAUCGGAAGAGAAUGGGAAAAAUUCUUACACGAUACAGACAGUCUAGCAGAAUCCGUCGAACGUGUCAAAGCUAAUUUGGAUAAUAUAAUCCUGUCAGAAAACACGACUCAACAAAAACUUGAUCAGCUGGACAAAAUUGAAUCGGAUAAUAUCGAUAAUUUCGAAUCGCUGACCAAACUUUUCAAGCGCUGCCGUUCCUUGAUUGAAGCAAAUCCGAAAAGAGAAUGUCCCGUCAAAUUAUACUCAUGUGACGACGAGACAAAACAUGUAGAGCACACCAUCAACACUGAGAGGGAUCGGCUUCUACAACUAGCGUCUCUGGCAGAAGAAUACGAACAGACCCUACAAGACUUUGGUCAAAUCACAGAUGUAGCUGAAGCACUAUUAGACGGGAAAAUUAUUGUGAAUGACUUGGACCAUCUUCACGAAGAAAUUCAAAAGCACCGAAAAUUCUUCGUUAAUUUGAGCCAUUGCAGAGCGAUUCUAGAGUCUUUGGAAGACAAUCUAGAUAGUGAAACGAGAGCCAAAUAUUCUUCUUUACACAAUUCACUACACGAUAGAGCAACAGUUAUUAUAGACCGCGCGGCGAGCAGAGCUCAACAGAUGACGCACGCUGCGUCGAGAUGGAAUAUUCUCGAAAAUGGAAUGAAAGAAGAAAAGCAAUGGCUCGUCGUCGCUCAACAAAGAAUCCCAGACUUAACUAACGUUACUUCAAGAGAUCACGAACAAUACAUUGAUUUGUAUCAAUCGAUUAAUCAUGACGUUUCUCGGCAUCACGCGAAAAUGUUGCGUCUACUAUCAAUAACGCAAAACAUGCAAAACCUAAUUGUAUGUUCUACAUUGGACAACCAAUGCUCGUCAGCUCUGAACACGUUAUUAAAACUGCAAGACGAGAUUGAUACGCGAUUAACAAGACUUACAGCGUUCAGAGAACACUGGGUAAAUUACGAUCUACUUAUCGAUAGAACAGAAGGAUGGAUGAAAAUCGCGAACCGCGAAUUGGAAUUCAUUACUCCUGAAAAUAUUACCACGACGGGUAACUUGCGUAGAUUCUGGGAAUUAAAAGCCCAGCACGAGGUGCACAAUAAUUUAAAAAAUGAUUCCGGAGUACAGUUUGAAAAAGCACUCGAGAUAUUACCUAUAUCUGAUGAAAUGGUACAAAGAGAGUAUUUCUCCAAAGUUGAGGACCAGUGGCAUGCUUUAGCUGCCAGAAUAGCCGGUGUACACGACUCUGCCAUACAAACCAUAUCUGAUCGUGACGUUUCUUCAGGAGAAAAAUUGAAUAUUCUGGAAGAAGAGCUACGAGAACUUCGUUCAUCUAUAGAUGCCCUCAAAGGCGUCAUCAAGAGCGAAGACGAACUGAAUCUCUACAUAGAAAGACUGCAAGUCAUGACCGGACGUAUUGAUCGCAUACAAAAUGAAUUAGGAAGACUUAGUUUACUACCUACAGCUGAAUCAGAACGAUUGGGAGCGCUAUUAACGCAAUCGGGAAUACUAGAAGAUCAGAUUUCCGAAGAGUUAGAACGAAGCUUAUUGCUAAAGGAGAAAAUAGUGCAAGUUCAGAGUGGUAUAGCGAGAUGCCAAAAGAGUCAGCGUCGUGCAAGACUUACCCUCGAGGAGUGCGAAGCAGCAGAACGCCUCGGCAGCGACGUUGUUGAAAAGGCAUCUCAGACUUGUGACCAAUUGAUCGAAGACUUAGCAUCCCAGUGGCGAGAUAUUCUUGCUUUAAGACAAGCCCUCCAUACACUGCCGAUCAGUCUUCGAAUAUGUGUAUCGCCUACCAGUCUGGAGAGAGAUAUUUCGAGUUUGCAGGAAACGCACGCAGAUUUAGAAGCGGCUUGCGGCGAGCUCAGCGCUCGUCUACGUGCGAAAGUUCAUUUGUGGAAACGUUUCGAGAGGCAGUUGGAGAUGGUGCAGGGCGCCGUGCGUGAAGCGGAUUACAUGGUCGAACUCUUGACCGUUCAAGGCCAAGUUGACUAUGACCGUCUCCUGAAGGCAACUGAGAAGCUGGAGACCCUGAGUGAAUCGCUGACAAGAAGGAGUGGCGAGCUGGUGGGCGAACUCCGCGACGCAGCGGCGCCUCUGGAGGCCACCACGGAGCCCUCGGUCGCGGCUCAACUCCGCAGGGAGCUAGACGAUGCUGCCACAGCAUACGAACACACGUGCACCAACUUAACUCAGCUGUGUGAUAAGUACCAUAAAGCCGUGGAUCUCUGGAAGCGUUAUCGCGACGCUGCUGCGACAGUGAGAGCCUUCGCUGAAUUCCAGGAGGGUAAUCUUCACGCACUGAGACCGGACGAUGCCCCUAACACUGCCCAAGCAUGCUUGGAACAAGAAGCCAGGGUAGCUGAACUCCGAUCAUUGGCGGCGAGAGUCGCUGCAGAAACUGGAUCUAGGGCUCUCCAGGCCGACGCUGACGCACUGGCCCGAAGGCUGCAGCUGGUCGCCGGCGCUGUCCAGGUCCUGGCGGAUCUGGGCGAAGCCCGGCAGAGCGCACGAGCUAAAGCGCAGCACGCCAAAGAGAAACUAUGUGACAUGAGACAGGACUUGGCUCCGCUGCACGAAGACGGAGAAAUCGUUGAAGACAAACUGAUAGCGUUACGAGAAAACCUUAUCGCGCUGGGUAAGAGUGAAGCGGACAUCGCUCCAGCCACGGCGGAACUGCCCGACAUCGAUAGAGACGUUUCCGAAGAACAUUCGAUCGUUAGGAUCUUGGAACUAUGGCAGGCUAUGUUCAGAGACACAUUCUUGCAUUACCACAGGCUAUCGACCGCCCUGGUUAGGUCUGGUGAUGCGGCCACUGCGCUCAGACUAUGGCACGAGUACUUGAUCGACUUACAGUCGUUCUUGUCAAGCGGAGUUCCAACAGAUUACGAAAACCUAACAGAGCACAAACGUCUGUGCAGGGUUCACAGAAAUCUACUCACUUCGCAACGCUCAGUCCUAAUAAACGAAAACAGGGAUACUAAGAAUAAGGACUUGGCCGACAAAUUCGACACCCUUACUAAUCUCCACAAUGAAACCCUAGCGAGAAUUGUCGAAAGACACGAUGAAGUGUGCGCCCGCAUCGGAGCCUGGGACGACUAUAGAGAGAAUUACACAGAACUAUUGAGAUGGCUUAAAGAAAUGGAACGCGAAAAAGAAAAGCUGCAACUCAGAUACGUUCACAUGAAGAGGAUACACAAGAUCUUAUCCAAAAUACAGAAUCUCGCUGACAAAGUGCCCGAAGGCCGCAAACAGUCUGAUAAACUUCUAGUCAAUCUCAAGAAAGUCUUACAGUUUACUGAGGAAGCUUAUGGAGCCUCCGUCAAAAUGGAAUACGCCGGGAGUGUGAAGAGAGUCGAGAAUCUGCAAGCUAGCCUCGACACAUGGAGAGACUUCUUAACUCGAAUUCUAGGCCUGAUCGGUGAAUACGAACGCUUGACAAGUGAUUUACACAAAAUGUACUCAAAGACACAAGACGACAUUAGUUCAUAUACUGACGAGGAGAAAUUAUCUCGACCGCAACUCAAAAAAAUUAUUGAUAAAUAUACAGAUUUACGGACAAAGAUCGAAAAGAGCGAAACGCAGAUUGAGGCUUUGAGCGUCAUCCAGGAACAGUUGAAAGAAUGCCUGAGUCCGCAGGAUAUGAGAAUAGUGAACCAAAGAAUAUGGCAACUGAGGCAACAACGCGCUGACCUUGAACAUCAACUAUCUAUCAUCAUUCACAGACUUCAAGAACGACUGGAAAUUUACGCCAUAUUUGAUACGCGAUUCAAACGAUUCACGGAAUGGAUUACAACUGUCGAAACGCGUUUAGAGACUUCGGGCAGUAGCAGUAGCGACAUCACCGCUUUAGAUCCCCACGAUUUGAUCAGAAGGCUAAACGCUGAUGUUCAAGCAGAAACUGCUAUGAAGGAACGUGAAUUUGAAUGGCUCUCUGAAACCGGUAGCUCUCUUAUAGAGGUAGCAAAGAAAGAGGAAAAGUCAUAUAGCAAAAACACGUCAAAACAGUUGAAGGACAUGGAAGAAAGAUGGCGAAAACUCCAGGAAACUGGUAGAUCUAGAAUUGUGAAAAUUACUGAAUUACUAGAAACUAUAACACAGCUCGAAGAGAGGCUUACAGAAAUCAGAAUAAAACUACACGUCAUAGAGUCGAAAUUGACAACGACUGUUAUCUUAGAAUACCUAACGACAAAGAGCGUGGAUGAGAAAUUCAAAGAACGAGACGAUACACAUAAAGAAAUUGAAGCCGAAAGUGGAGAGGUGUGUGAAACUUUGAAUCUCUGCGAUCUUGUGUUCAACGACCCCGAUGUUCUCAAAGGUAACUUCGAUCUCAGAAACUUAAGAACCGGAGUGGACAUCGUCGAAAAGAAAUGGAAAAAUAUUUGCGACACUUCUGAACAUCGCAAGAAUACGCUGAAAGAAAUUCGUAAAUCUGCCGAACUAUCUUCGUCUGUUCUACCUAAAUUCGUCAAGAAACUCGAUUCAAUCGAGAAGAGAGUUGAGAAAAUUGAAACCCGAAAACAACGUGGUGAACAUGAAGAUGAAACGGUUUCGAAGGCCGUAAUUAAAGACUUGGAAGCAUUAGAACCCAACCUCAAGCGGAUAGAGGACGCAUACAGCCGCGUAGCGUCUGCAAGAGGCGUAGAGCUUCGUGGCCAAGGGGCAGACGAAGCUGCCAAGAUGCGGUCGGCGAUCCGUCGCUGGCAACAGCUCAGGGGCAGGGUAGACGCCGCUGGCGCAGACGUCCACAGACAGUUCGUGGCGGCACACGGAAAAGCAGUCGUCGCGUUGGCCGAAGUCGACGUCAGACUGACCAGAGCUCUGCAUCUUGCUCCCACUCCCUUGGACAAAGAGGCCACCUUAAAAGAGCUAGAGUUGGUUGAAAAAGAACUGGCUGAAUGUCAAGCAUUAGUGGAUGACGCCGAUCGCUUGGCUGCUAAAGUCUCGACAGCGCAAGGCGUUUCUGAAAUGGUCGCAGAGUACCGCGCCUUAUAUGCGGAUGUCAGGUUGCGACUGGACCUGGCCAGAGCAGAGGUCGUCGGCGACGUGGACACCGCCGUUCAAGUUGACACUUUAAAAUGGGAGACGGACGCAGCCCUACAAGUAGACACCCUCACCUCGAAGGAGACGUACCGAGCUGAACUGGCGUCGGCCGUGAGGGACACCUCGGAGGCGCUCGAAGUGCUGGAACUCGCGUUGCAGCAGCAGCUCAAAGACAACGCUGGAAGCGACGAACUGGCCGCGGCCGCAAAAGAAAUCGCCAAAGCCGGAGCCAAGCCCGGACAGACCUUAGAGCUGGCCAAGCACCUCUCGGAGCUGCUGCUGACCGAGUGCGACGCGACUGAGGACGAAGCCAUGAUGAAGGAAGUUGAGUCUCUCUCGUUGCGGUACGAAGACCUGUUGACGCAAGCCAAGAAGAGGGAGCUCCAAAUCAACAACCUGAGGUUGCCCCACUCCGCGUCAUACGCGCUCACGUGCGAACACGAGUCUGGUAGGCUGACCUGCCCACUGUGCUCGGAGAGGAACUGGAAACAGCUGGACAAUGACCUUUGGCGGCUGGAGCAGUGGCUGCAGUUCGCCGAGGCCACGGAAGCUUCCAGAACCGAGCCGCCCGAACAAUACGACUUACUCGAAGACGCUAUACAGGACCACCGCGAGUUCCUGCUGGACCUGGACUCGCACAAGUCGAUCGUGGUGUCGUUGAACGUGGUCGGCGGGCACGUGGCGGCGCAUGCGCACGACGCUCGGGACGCGGCGCGCGUGCGGGCCCGCCUGGCCGCCGCCAACGCGCGCUGGGACCGCGCAUGCGCACUCGCCGCCGACCGACAGAAGCUGCUGCAGCACGCGCUCGUGCACAACAGACAGUUCCACGAUAUCGUGGUCGAGUUAGUGGCGCAGCUGGCAGCGACAGAACGCGGCGUGCGCGGCAGAGAGCCGCUGCGCUUGUCGCGUCCGGCGGACGAGCUGCAGCGCGACUUCAGACGCUUCAGUGAGCUGCGCGACGAGCUGCAGCGCGCCGAGCCGCGGGUGCACGCGCUGCACGACGCCGCACAGCUGCUGCGGACCGAGGACGCUCCCCCGCACUCGGACGACAUCUGCCGCAGGCUAGCGGAACUCCGGCUGCGCCUGCAGUCCCUGCGCAAGUUGUCCGGUGUGUACGCGCUGAAGCUCGGCGCGGCACUGGCCCGGCGGCCCGCGCGCCCCGCCCCCGCCCCCGCCUCCGCCGCGCUCGCCGCCGCCGCCCUCGCCGCCGCGCCACAGCUAAUGGAAGAGGAAGACGAGGAACUAUCCACCAUGACCCUGCCUCCGUUCGACGAGAAUGAGGCGGAAGCCGAUGAGCCGGCGAGCGAGGAGGAGACGCUGAGUGGCAUGCAGCGCGGGCUGCGCUUCGUGUGCCGCGUGGCGCGUGCCUCCUUGCCCUUCCAAGCGCUCUUGCUGCUCGUGCUGGGCGCCGCCGCGCUGGCCCCGCACGCGCGCACCGAGUGCCGGGGCGGACUCGACCCCGUACUGCCCGUGCUGCGAUACCCGCACGGGCCACCGCCGCUCUGAUCUACUCCACACUGACAACACAACACGCACAAAACGCAACACCCUGUUUUGUGUACACUGCGCGUUGUACGACGCAUACCUUGUGUCGUACAAUCCCGCUGAAAGCACAUUCUUGAAUUAAACCUACUUCACACUACUACUACGGUGAAGCUUUUAUGAAAAUUUUAUUCAGAACGACCCAACCACGAUCCGCCCUCUCAUUUCCCACUGGAUCGAGGUCGUGUUGUUUUUGAACGUCGUAAUGACGUCACCUUCCCUCUAGGGUGACGUCACGAAGCCGCCAUGCAGGCGACCGGCCCGCACGCCGGCGGUCGCCGCUCUGUGACAUUCCAUUAGUCGACGGCGCGAGCCCGAGCUGAGCGCCCGUGUCGCCUUGUACAUAACGAUUUUGUAUAUUUGUUACGAUUGAAUAUUUGACACGGAAUAUAUUGAUGGGAGUUUUGGCGACGACGGGCGCCGACGAGCCGCGCCAACCGAACCGACAUGAGUUAACGAGAUAUAUAACAUUAUUAUUAUUAUUAUUAUAUUAAAUAUUUAUUUAUAUUUAUGUAACGAGCCCGUGUGUAAGCGAAGCACAAAAUAUAAAAUGAAACGGCUUUAGGUAAACACGCAUUGUUACUUAAUAGAUUCUAAGGACUGUUUGUAAAAGUCAAUAAUAAAGCCUACGCAUUGAUUAUAUA